CUCUUUCGGGUCGGCAAGUGUCCGGAGUAGGAGGAGGAGGCGGCGGCGGCAGCGGGGAAGGCGGCGGAGGAGGGAGGGGGCCGUGGCCAGCCCAUCUUGCUGGGCGAUGGGCCUGGGCUACGCAGCGGGGUGAGGAGGGUACGACCUGUGAGUACUGAGAGGUGGACGGGCGGUGCCUGGCUCUCCAGUGCGUGGGGAGGAGGAGAGGCUGAGAUUAAGCGCAGGCACGGCGGCAAUGUAGAUGGGGUGGCUGUAGGUCACGAGUAUGCGAGACCUACAGCUACGGUUAUUUGUGGGAUGGGGCAGUUCGGGGGAACCAUCUUAAAUGAAGUUGUUAGGUUAGGGCUGCCGAGCACGUAAGGCUGGAGGGCAGCGUGCAAAGCAGCCUUUGCGCGAGAUUUUGUACUUUUGAAGCACACAUUGGAGGACUAACACAAAGCCCCACUUGUGGCAGUAAAAGCUUAACCUAGAAACCUUGUUGGGGGGGGAGGCGUGAUAUCGGAGACAUGAAUUUUCUUGCAUUAUAGCUUUCACAGCUUGUACGCACCAUGCAGACAGCAUUGUAAUUAGGAGCAUCCUAUAAAGUAGGGAGAGGCUAACCAUUAAUGCAUAUGUUUUGCAUAUUAUUUAAUAUGCUGCUACAAAUGGGUGCGUCGACAUCUGCUAGUGCUUCUUAAACUGUGGUGUGGAAACUUUGGGGCACUUUCGGGAAUACUUCAGAGGUGUAGUUUUUUCAAUACUUCCAUAAUGUUGUUUGACACAUUUUCUUGGAUCAUUCUAAAAAGUGUUUGUGUAACUUGUAAGUCUUUCAAGAGUUGUCCUAUGUAACAGAUAUGAAUGCAGUCCACAAAGAACAAAUGAGAAUAGCCCUUAGUACAAUUUAAUAUGCAUAUAUGUAGUUUGUUUUCAAGUCUGAAACUGGUAAUUGUCAAUUAUGACCCAAACUUAAGAGUUACUGUGGUAUCGAGUCUUAACAUCUGGGUUGGUUCAUUUGGAGAAAGGCAGACCCUGAGGCAUUCGGGUCCUGAGCUGCAUAAAGCUUCUUAGGUCAAAUCCAGCACUUUGAAUUGGGCCCGGAAGCUAUCUGGUAGCCAGUGCAGUCAGGCCAGAAUUGGUGUUCUGUGCGCAGACCAUCUUUCCCUGGGGAGCGACCUGGCCACUGAAUUCUGCACCUACAGCGUCUGAACUGUCUUCAAAAGUAGCCCCUUGUAUAAAAUAUUUUAAAAGUUACCAGAGCAUAGACAACAGAAGUUAGGUUAUCCCUCUCUACAUAAGAGUAUAGCUGGGUCACCAACUGAAGCUGAUGGAAGACACUCUGCACCACUGAGGCCAUGAAAGCAUUUGAUGGGACAACACUUUCCUUGAAAGAGAAGAGUUUAUCUUUUAUCUGUGGCACAGCCAAACUUACUUAUUUGAGAAGCAAAUCUGCUACUUAUUUCCAGCAUGCAGUUGCAGGUAGGAUGUGGACACAGGUGUUUCCUGUGGUGUAGAAUGAUUCUCAUUUGGAGCUGCUGCAGCAAGUCCCAGGAGAACGUAGCGGUGGUGGAUGGGUCUGUCUGGACCAUUUUGCUGGGUAAUAGCUUCUGGGUUGACACUGUCCAGUGAAGUUAGGAGGGGCAGAUUGCAAUUCUGAAUGUAGCACAGGAGUUCUUAUGUGGUGUGUGAUUUGGUAUUGUGGUCUGCUGCAGAAGUGGGCAUUAUGGCUGGUUUUCUCCUCUGGUGUACUGGUUGGAAUAGAGCAUGGGUAGGCAAACUAAGGCCCGGGGUCCGGAUCCGGCCCAGUCGCCUUCUCAGUCUGGCCUGCGGACGGUCCAGGAAUCAGCGUGUUUUUACAUGAGUAGAAUGUGUCCUUUUAUUUAAAAUGCAUCUCUGGGUUAUUUGUGGGGCAUAGGAAUUCGUUCAUCCCCCCCCUCCAAAAUAUAGUCCGGCCCCCCACAAGGUCUGAGGGACAGUGGACCGGCCCCCUGCUGAAAAAGUUUGCUGACCCCUGGAAUAGAGUCUGGGAAGUCCAACUCCCAAUAGUCUGCGAUCUCACAGUAUUAAAAAACUGGCAAUGAUCUACCCAUUGUCGUAAAAAGACUGGCAGUGAUCUACUACUGAAAGUUGUGGAGGUUUUUUAGGAAGCCAAAGUUGUGGAGCCUGAGCUUUUUUUAGAUCACAAUCUACCCGUUGGACAUGCCUGGAAUAGACAACAGAACAUUUGCUUAUGUAGUUUGUUUGUUACAUUUAUAUCCUGCCUUUCUGCUGAGGCACUCCAAGUGGUAUACAUGGUUCCACCGCUCUAUUUCAUCCUUGUCACAACCCUGUGAGUUAGGUCAGACUGAUCGGCCUGAGGUCACUCAGUGAACUUCAUGGAACCGAUGUUUCCACAGUGCCGUUGAGCUGGUGCUAAACAUAUUUCUCUGCUUUCCUUUAGACUACAUCAAUGAGGCCGAGAGGUGGGUCUUGUCAACUGGGCAGGCCAGGACCUCCAUACACACUGCCCAAGCUUGUGCCCUGGAGAGGUCACUUCUGUGAUAAUGCAGCAAAAACAGUGUGGGAGGCAGCAGUUAUUAGUUACCGAUCUUUGUAGCAGGCACUGUGGUUCUUCAGCAGUUUGGCUUUGCCCCUGGAGGCACACUCCAUUGUCUCUCUAGACCAGGGGUCGGCAAACUAAGGCCCGCAGGCCGGAUCAAGCCCAAUUGCCUUCAGGAUCCAGCCCGUGAACUGUUCGUGGAUCGGCAUGGGGAUUCUGUUCGUUUGGGCUGUGCCAUUUUUUUCCUGCCCCCCACACCAUGGCGGUGCCUCCUCCCUCCCUCCUUCUGGCUUCUCCCCGUCUUGCCUAGAGGAGGAAGGGGGCUGGCUGAGUGCCAUUUUAAGCAGCCCCUCUCUGGAGCCAUCCCUUUCGUGCUGCUCAUCUUCCCACCGCCACCGCUGCCCUGGUGCUCCUGUGGGCCAGAGAGCGGAGCGGACGAGCUCGCUCUGCCUGCCCAUGAGAAGCAGCGGUGGUGGCAGUGGCGGUGGCAGCCCCAGGGAAGGUAAGCGCAGCGGCUGGGGGUGGGUGGGGAGGAAUAAUUGCCCCCAUACCUCUUCUUCCAACUCCCCCACCCUCCGGUGCCGCUUCUCUGGCCUGCCACAAGGUCUGAGGGAUAGUGGACCGGCCUGUGGCAAAAAAAAUUGCCGACCCCUGCUCUAGACAGAUGGAUGCCAAACUGGACUGGGUCCACCACUCACUACUUCCUAAAAAGUGCUGUGGGGUAGGUUUGGAGGUUCUGCCUCCAUGGCAACCAUAGGUCCAGGAGAAUACUCUGGACUUGGUUUUUUUGUUCUGUACAGGAGGAGGGUGAUCUGGGUAUGGAGGGGCAAUAUGUGGUCCUUUUCAACUCACAAAAGCUUCUAACCUCUGAAAGCUUAGAAGGUGGCAGCCUUUGGAGCAAGGUGGAGCCAAAAGGUUUCCUGACAGCCCUAGGUGAGUUUCCGACUGCUUCAGCCUGUGAUCCUCUCAAAGUCCUGGUCAGUCCCUGGAAUAAGCAGUGUAGUGUAAUGGUUAGAGUGUUGGAUUUGGGCCUGGGGGACCUGGAUUCAAAUCCCUACUCUGCCAUGAAGUGCCACUGUCUCUCAGCCUGACUUACAUAGUUCAGAGGAUGGUUGGGAGGAUAAAAUGGGAGGAAGAACUGUGUAGGCUAUCUUGAGUUCCUUGGAGGAAAGGUGGGAUAUAAAUGUUUUAUUUUUUAUUAUAUAGGGAAGGGCAAUGUGUUAUGCAUGGGACUACCUUUGAAGAGCCUUUGGAAGCUGCAGUUGAUCUGGAAUGCAGCAGCAAGAAUUUUAGUGGCCACAUAACCAUUGGACCAUGUUAUAUCUGUUCUGUAUGUUCCAACUGCCAGUUUGCUCCAAGGCACAGCUCAACUUACUGUUGAUUACCUUUAAACCCUUAAUGCAGGGGUGGGCGAAAUGCAGCCCUUCAAAUCUCUCUACCUGGUCCUCAGAACUCUUCCCAGACCACGCCUCUCACUGGCCUUGUUUGCAACCCCUUGAGUAUUUUUGCCCACCUGAAAUGUGUCCUUCCAUUCUGAUAAUGCUUCCCUCCAUGGGUGAUUCAAAGGGUGUCUAGGACCUCGGUUACUGUAUGAAGGCAAAAUGUACAUUUGGUUUUUUUUCUUCGUCUUUUUUUUUUGGUAAAAUUUACAUUUGUUGCUGUUUCCACUUUUGCCUCUGGCUUCACCUGCCGCUGGUAUGUGGCUCCUGGAAGGUUGCCCAGAAGGAAUGUGGCUGUUGGUCUGAAAAAGGUUUGGCCGGCCGGCCGGCUGGCCAACCCUAAUGGCUUGGAGCCAGGAUUCCUGAGGGAUUGCCUCCCAUAGCACUUUAUCUGCUCCGAGAACUCUUGCCUUCUGCUCUAGGAAACUGCUGCCCUUUUUUCAUUGGAGGAAAGCCUGAGCCUUGGGGUUCUGCCACCUCUUUGCAUAGAUUCCUUGUUCCUCUUUUGAACCAGCCCAUCCUCACUCCCUGUGCUGCUCCCAUUGCCCAAAUGGUCCUUAGUUUCCUUGCUUUGCCUGCUGUAUCCAAGUGGGUGUGGCACAAAUCCCCAAGGCCUUCCUGUUGGAGUGUCAUACCUGCCAGGUAAAUGGAUGCGUGAGGUCACCUGGCUCACAAAUAGAACAAGGAGGGCCCUGCUGCACCCCUCUUUUCUUCACAGGCAUUUUAUUCCUUCUGUGACCUUCCCUGGGUGACAUGAAAGAGCCCUUGAGAACUUGAUUCUAGACCAGAACCUGUUGCCUCUUUGAGUGCAGUCUGAGCGGUCCCUUUGCAGAAAGAAGCUUGCCCUUGCCUCCCAUAGUGACAGCCAAUAGCAGCUGACCUCCGCCAGUAUUUUUAGCCUUCUCUCAUAAGUGGCUGCAGUUGAUUGGGCAGCUGACGGGAAUCCUUUUAAACUCCUCUUGUGAUCAUGUAUAGUUACUCUGAUACUCUAAUUCACCAAAGCAGGUGUAAUUUUAGAUCCGCUUGGUAAAAGUCACUUUAACGGAGUGUGCUAACUGAUUCUAAAAGCCGGGCCUACUCUAGUGACCUUGCUGUGCCUAUUAAGUUUUUGGCUUCCCUUCUGCCCAACAAAUUCCAGAAACACUGAGCCAAUUUUAAGCAAUAUGCUAAACAUACAGUGAGCAUUAAUUCAUCAACUACAAAGCAACGCUCACAUAGAAUAUUAGGCACAGAGAGCAGGUUAUAGCCGACAAGGAAAUCCACAAUAUUCCGUAUAAGGAUUAGCACCUCUUGCUUUUAAGAAUACUCGCAAGUUCCUUUUCACAUUAAAGUAAGCUUCAGAAGUUUAAAGGGAUGUUUAUAAUUUUGCCGCUUGACUGCAGUGAUCUUGAACGGCAUUCUUUUCAUCUUAGAGUCAUGAAAGUUAUGCCGCAGCUAUUGAGGGUUGGGCUGCCCCCCUCCAAAAAAAUAGAUGCUUUAAAGUUUUCUGCUUGGAGUGGGAGACAUUUUCCAGCGUAACACAAACACACACACACAAAACCUUAAAUGUCUGUACCUGACAGAAUUUUACCGGGUAGUUUGUUGAUGACUCUCUCUACAUGAGAGCUCUUCCUCAGUUACUUAAAACUGUGCUUUAUACUUCAGAAACAUUCUUUUCUGUGAGUUAAAACCUUCGGCAGUUCCUGCAUGUAACUGCUAGUCAGUGUGUACAAAUGGUACAAGAAAGAUGAAAGCGUGCAUUCUAAUAAUGGCAGAUUCUGCAGUCUCUUAACAUCGUAGCUGUUAUGCAGCAGUUUGCGUCCUGUAUUAAGGGUGUUUUAAAUAUUGACCCUCGACCUAUGUUUCUCAAAAAAUACUUUCAUGCAGUCAUGUCCUGUAAUCUACCUGUGCAUGUUGUCUGGUAUUCUCAAUAUACUAUAAUAUUACUAUAGUAGGAUUGUCUGUUUCAGUUAGGAGAAGGCAACACAAGCCCCAGAGCUUGUGUUUAGCCCAGUGAGACUUCCUGUUUAAUACUCGUUAAGCAGAAUACUAUUAAGUAUUUAUUGUUAUCACAUCCCACCUAUUAUCUCAGUAGUUCUUAAAAUAAACUUGUAUGUUAGUGCAGUGUUAUUCCUGUAUUAGCAGUAGCGGCUGGCUAUUAACCUAAGAUGCCCCAAUAAGAGCCCAAAACCGACAUAGAAAGUGGGGCUCAUAGCUAUUGCUCUUACAUUUCACCAGCUGCAUCCUAGUUUGCAAAGCCCUGUGCAUUCACCAUGUGACUUUUCACCUUCAGACAGUUUAUUCCAGGAAGGAGAUUCUCCCCCCCCCAAAAAAAAUUAAUAAUACUGGGCUUACAUUACUGCUUCCUGAAAUGCCUAAUUUAAUUUUAUUUAUUUAGUUAUUUAUUUAUUUAAUAAAGCUAUAUACCACUCAAUUGUAAAAAAAUACCUACCGUUAUAUACUACUCAAAGCAGUUAUACAUAUUUCUGAUAUAUCUGUUAGUAUGAAUAUCUAGCAUGGUUAAAUAAACAGUGUAGAAGACAUAUUUGCAUAUAUCUACUUUAACAUGACUAGGAUGUGAACAAAAACUGAUGUGCUGUAUGAUGGCAUUGCUAUACAGCAUUUGCUAUUUUAUUCAUCAUAUGCUGCUUAAUCUUUAAAACUCAAUCGUUUUCUGUAGUGGUCAAGACAUGCUCCUGGUUUUAUCUUGAAUUUAUCAAAACUUUGAUUUGAUUUUCAUCUGAAAUAGCAAGAAAAAUGAUUAAUAAAAAUGUAGUUUUUACAAAAGAACUAUCCUUUCAUGACAAUAAUGUCAUUAAAUUGCACUAUUUGUGCAAGUAAAAUUUGAAUUUUAUCCAACGUAUUUCGGUUCUUCAAUGUAUCCUUCUUCCAGUCCAAGAUUAAAUGGCCACCAUUGGUGCUCAGAAACAUUACUUUAGUACUUGAUCAAAGAGCAAUAGCAGUUAGGUUGCUAUGAAAAAGAACUAUAGCUAAACUGAAGAUGUGAAUGACAGAAUGAAAAUAAAAUGGUGUGCUUGGUUGUUUUAAUGUCACACUUGGUUUUUCAUAAAAACUAGGAAACUGUUGAAGUGUUACUGAAUACGGUUUAUUUUUUCCCUGUUUGUAGGGGUCGGAUAAGACAUUUUCAAAGUGUUCACUAUGGUCCGAGAAAGAAAAUGUAUAUUGUGUCACAUCAUAUACAGCUCAAAAAAGGUAAACUGAAAUGUCAACUAUCCCAAUCAAAUGUAGUUUUCUGAAAGAGGCUAUGUUGAUUUAAGAUGCAUAUCUUAAUUUUCCAGAGGUGUUUCCAGAGUUGUUCAAGGUGGCUUUCAUUACAUUAAAAUCAAUUCAUAUUAAUAAUGGUAAUAAUAAAUAUUAAGCUCACAAUGUUAAGAAACAACAGCAACUACCAUAACUUUACUCCAGGAGAAACAAAAAGUUUAAGUGAGAAAGGGCCCAAAAAGGUUUUAAGCCGAGAGCAGAUUAACAACAGAGAAGGGGUUAAGUGGCUCUUCUGUGGCAAUGUGUUCUGCAUCCUGUGUGGUGCUCAGAGAAAGCGCCCUUUCAUGUUUCCACCGACCAUGCUUCAGAUGAUGGCACUGGGAUUUACAAAAGGGCCCCUCUGUGGGGAAUUAAAUAUAUGAUUCCCUGUGGACCCACGUAUGUGGGUGAACAAUAAAAGAAUCAGCUAGGUGUCCCCCCCCCAAAAAACACCCACAUUGGAAGUGGUGGCCAGGAAAAUUGAAUUUCUGAAAGUAAUGCAGAUUGAAUUGUACGUGUAUACACCCUUCAUACCUGGUGAGGUGCACAUGUAAUGUGUGCUUGGGUACAAAAUGUAAAGUCAGAAUUGGACCUUAGAAGAAGUUAAUCAGGCAGAGCUCUCAGAGCAAAAAUAGAAUUAGACGAAAUGCAUUUGUAUAGGUCAGGUCAAGUCCUUAACCACUGAGGAAUUUUUGAGGAGGAGAAGGGGUGGGUGGGAGAGGUCUCUUAAUAACUAUUUUCUCUUCUAUUAGAACUGACACGUCCCCAUGAGCAGAGAGUCGGAUUUCUCAGAGCUCUGCUACAGAGACUAGCCUCACUUUCUGCCCAGAAUACACACUAAGCUACAGGAUGAAUUCCCAGAAACAAAUUAGACUAGCACAAUACACAUUUUAACAUUUGUUGAGCUAAAAUACUUACCGUAUUUUUCGCUCUAUAGGACGCACUUUUCCCCCUCCAAAAAUGAAGGGGAAAUGUGUGUGCGUCCUAUGGAGCGAAUGCAGGCUCCUCGGCUUCGCGGCGAGGCGCCUGACCUGGAAGCCGGAGGAGGAACAGAAGGGACUCCUUCUGUUCCUUCUCCAGCUUCGCUGAAGGGCGCUGCGCCUUCUCCCUCUCUGCGCAGCACCUCUCCUGUGAAGGAGAGGCGCUGCGUGGAGAGGGAGAAGGCGCAGCGCCCCUUGAGUGGCGCGCCUGUGCAGCGAAGCCCGAGGAGGAACAGAAGGGUCUCCUUCUGUUCCUUCUCCAGCUUCGCUGAAGGGCGCUGCGCCUUCUCCCUCUCUGCGCAGCGCCUCUCCUGUGAAGCGCGGAGAGAGAGCGGCGCGCCCCUUGAGCGGCGCGCCUGUCAUGCGAAGCCGGAGGGGGCACAGAAGGGUCUCCUGUUCCUUCUCCCGCUUCGCAGUGACGCGCCUUGCCAGCGAAGCUGGAGGAGGACCAGACGGGUCUCCUGUUCCUUCUCCAGCUUCGCUGAAGGGCGCUGCGCCUUCUCCCUCUCUGCGCGGCACCUCUCCUGUGAAGGAGAGGCGACGCGCAGAGAGGGGGGAGGGGCAGCACCCCGUGUGCGGCGCGCCUGUCCAGCGAAGCCCGAGGAGGAACAGAAGGGACUCCUUCGGUUCCUUCUCCCGCUUCGCAGUGAUGCGCCUUGCCAGCGAAGCUGGAGGAGGAACAGAAGGGUCUCCUUCUGUUCCUUCUCCAGCUUCGCUGAAGGGCGCUGCGCCUUCUCUCUGUUCCUUCUCCAGCUUCGCUGAAGGGCGCUGCGCCUUCUCCCUCCCUGCGCGGCACCUCUCCUGUGAAGGAGAGGCGCUGCGCAGAGAGAGAGAAGGCGCAGCACCCCUUGAGUGGCGCGCCUGUCCAGCGAAGCCCGAGGAGGAACAGAAGGUCUCCUUCUGUCCCUUCUCCCGCUUCGCAGCGACGCAUCUGUCCAGCGAAGCCGGAGGAGGAACAGAAGGGUCUCCUUCUGUUCCUUCUCCAGCUUCGCUGAAGGGCGCUGUGCCUUCUCCCUCUCUGCGCAGAGAGAGAAGGCGCAGCUCCCCUUCAGCGACGCGCCUGUCCUGGCUUCUGCUUUAGCCCUGCGCAGCCUCUUCGGGCAGGGGGAGCCUUCAUCCCGCUGCCCUGAAGAGGCUUGGCGCGGUUAUCCCAGAAGCCAGAAUAGCCACACGGUAUCCCAGAAGCCAGAUCCCUCUUGCUGUUCUGGCUUCUGGGGUUCAGAAUGAGUUUUUCUUGUUUUCCGCCUCCCAAAACUAGGUGCGCCCUAUGGUCCGGUGCGCCCUAUGGAGCGAAAAAUACGGUAAGUGUUGCCCAGUUAUCCUUAACACUGUGUGCUUUGUGAUCGCUCCUAAAUCUUCUAAUGUGGCUCUCUGGAUAGUACACAUUUAAGAAAUGGAGGCCAAAUAUAAUCACACAUAUAACCGGGGAGGGAAGGUAUAUAAUUGGGAGGGAAGAAGAGCAUGUAAAAAACCUAGAUAUGAUUAUACAAAGGAAACUAAUGAGAAAAAAUGGCUGGAAAUGUGCAAGCCUUUUCAGAUCCAUAUAGAAGACCCAAAAGAGUGUGUACAAUAGUUGCCUAAUCAAAUAAUUGAAUCCUAAGAGACAGAGAGAAUAUUAUAUAUUUGUAGAACAGAACAUGUAUAAUGUGCUUUUUGAACAGUAUGAAAGCAGAUACCCUUCUUCAUUUCUAUAUUAUAAAACGUUGUUUCUCCUCUGUUUAGUGCCACCUUUUCUGCAAAGGUGAUUUCGCAUUCUAACGCCAGUAAAAAACAGUGGAUAGUGGAAUAAGCCAUCAAAGAAACUGACAAAAUUUAAUAGGAGGAAAUUGAUAGAUAUGGAUGAGGAGUACUUAAUUAUGCUCUGUUUUCUGGCUAUUUAUAUUUUAACACUUUUUCUGCUUUUAGGAGAUGGAUGAGCACAUGAGAAGUAUGCUUCACCACAGGGAACUUGAAAAUCUGAAAGGGAGGUAUGCUUAUAACAGUAUCAGCUAUGUCUUGCUGAAACCUGAUGAAGGGCUUUGGAACACAACCCUUCUAUCUUGUGUGGAAUGCAGUCACUUUAAGUAUAAUGAUAUUGGUACCACGCCUUGUAUUUAAGCACUAGCCUGGUAGCCAUAGGCGACGAGGAAUUCCAUGCAUGCAAGUGAAUGCUCUGUCCAUCCUCAGCGCUCAGCGCAGCAGCUGAACCGGCUGCCAGAGAAGGAAAGCACAGGAGUAGAGAGGGCUGCUGUAGGAGGGAUAGGGGUUCUCUGUUCUUCCUCUGCCGGCCCUCAACAGGCUACUAAAUGUUUACAGGCUAGCAAUUUAUGUGAACUUGUUCACAAGGAUGAUUUAAAAGUAUUUUCUAGGGUUUUCAGCUUGUUAAGCUCACAGGGCAGUGUCCAGUGAAGUAGUUCUGUUAGGACAAGGAUUUGUCUUUGCACAGUGGAACCUCCCUUCUCUCUGCUGUCCCCAUGUGUCUCCCCCCGCUCCUCAGAUCUGCUCCAUAGGGUUGAAAGAACCCCGGGAGCACAUGGGGAGUGGAGAAGAAGGGGAAGUUCCACAACCCAAAGUCAUUGCACUGACAUUACAACUUCGUGGACAUCUCCCCUACUCUUUAAAGUUCAAAUCAACAGUGAUUGAUAAUGAUUUGGUGACUGGGCCAGGGGUUGUUGUUGAUGACGUUUAUGCUCAGCUGCUUAGGCAGACUUUUGUCGUUACUUCAGAUUCUGUCCUGAGGGCUAGGGGUGUUUGUUAACAAUUACAGUGGUACCUCUAGUUACGAACUUAAUUCGUUCUGGAGGUCUGUUCUUAACCUGAAACCGUUCUUAACCUGAGGUACCACUUUAGCUAAUGGGGCCUCCCGCUGCCGCCGCACGAUUUCUGUUCUCAUCCUGAGGUAAAGUUAUUAACCCAAGGUACUACUUCCGGGUUAGCAGAGUCUGUAACCUGAAGUGUUUGUAACCCGAGGUGUUUGUAACCUGAGGUACCACUGUAAAAGAAUUGGUUAAAUACAAUUUGUGCAUCUAGUUACAUGCAGCUUGAGUUCAAUGACUUCAGAUGAAUAGAUCAUUUUAUUUUACAGAAUGAUACAGGGACUCAAAGUAAUGUGCAGGUGUUAGAAGAUGUCCAUUAAGAAAAAAAAGGUAAAAUUGAGCUCAGGGCCUGUGGUGAGUGUUGGCAUUCUUAUUUUCAAGUGAAUCAUGGGUUAGUGGGUAAAAAUAUUGGCUUUGUUACAGAAAGUCUGGGUUUGCUUACCAUCUCUGCAGUGGACUUAGCCAAAGAGCACAGUGGAUGGAUGCUGUUCCCAUAGCACAAAUGGCAGUGGAUCAAAACCAUCCUCUGCUAUGCCUCUUUGCUUUUUCAUGUUGCUAGGGAUGGCUUAGAAAUAGAUUAGAAAAAUGCCUGGCUGUUAGGUCACAACUGAAGCAUGUUUAGAGGUGAUACGCUUCUGGUCAUCAAGCAUGGCUGGCCUCCAUCAUGACCCACUUGUGAACUUCCUAGCUAGCCACUAUGGGGAGACCAGCAAUUGAACUGAGCCUUUGGGUAUUUCAAAGUUCAGUCAAUGUAUGUGGAGGAAGGGGGGCAUUAUAUGCAUGUUCACAUGCAUGCAUAAUUUUCAGAGGUGGAGCAAAGCGAGUAAAGUGUUGGAGUGGCUGUCCAAGGAAGAAUUUAUCUUUACUCAGCUUUUAGAAAUGCUUUAGAGUAAGAUGCAUUUUGUUCAUUCUUCGAAUCAAGCCUUACAGGGGGCUGACCUUGUUCUUGGCAAUGAGACCCCAUCUGUUCUAUUGCAGAACAGCUGGGAGAUGGUUGCUCUGAUACCAGAAUGUCAUCAGCAUUAACUUGAGCAGUGUAACUCGAGCUUUGCUUAUUCUAGCUAAUUUUUAGAACAAUAAUUUUAAAUAACUUCCUAAAAUAUCCCAUUAGGAACCAACCUUUUCUUUUUUCUUUUUACAACUGUUAACAUUUCUAUAAGUUCUGAUGCCAAAUGUGGUUCACACUGAAGGUUUAAGCAAGGUUCUAUUGGUUUUUAUAUUUAUAAUUCUCCUGUGUGUGUCUUUGAUUGGUUAACAUUCACAUUAGGGCAGAUAUGAAUGUGUAUGAUUUAUUUCAGUGGUGCAGUGCUCGUGCCUGUCUGUGGUGCGUUGGAUUGGGUCAGCUUUUUAACAUGCAUACGAAAACUUCACCACAGGGACUUGCUUUUCCCUUGUUUAGAGGUAUCCUAGUCUAAAUCCAGAGGCAACUCAUUCCACACAAAGUUAUUUUUGCUAUCUAUGUGACAUCCAUGAGAGCAGGGAACACUCCUGUUGUAUAGACAGUGAGAGGGCAAGUAGUGGUAUCCAGGGAGCGAACUGUGCUAUACUAAGAUACACUGUGUGGGGCGGGGUGUGCGUGUGUUGAGGCAAAUAUUUUAUUUAUUGAUUUAUGUAUACUGUGGUACCUCAGGUUACAGACGCUUCAGGUUACAGACUUUGCUAACCCAGAAACAGUACCUCGGGUUAAGAACUUUGCUUCAGGAUAAUAACAGAAAUUGUGUGGCGGUGGCAGUGUGAGGCCCCAUUAGCUAAAGUGGUGCUUCAGGUUAAGAACAGUUUCAGGUUAAGAACAGACCUCCGGAACGAAUUAAGUUCUUAACCUGAGGUACCACUGUACUUAAUUAACACCUCAUAAACAUGUUCUCUUCACAUUAUACAAAUCAAUUCAAAGCACAACCAUUAUCCACAAUAAAUACUAAAACUCCAUCUGUCUUGGAGACAACGGAGGAGUGCGCCUUUGGGUUUGCUGUCAAACUACAGUGCCGAUUACAGGCGCUAAAACCAACGAAUGAGCGGACAUACCAUAGGGACUUAAAACAUGAUCUUAAAAUGCUAGGAAGAGCACAAAAAGGCUUGUCCUGAUGCUGAAACAAUAACAAUGUGGGCAUUCCAAAGUGGUGGGCAGACCCACCACUAAAAAGGUCUCUCUCAUUCACCUCAGCUUUGGUUUGAGGGGGCGCUAUAGAAAGACGGCUACCAUUGUUGUUGUUGUUGUUAUAAUAAUAUUAAACCACCAUCUCAAGGCAAUUUACAUGUAAUACAGUUGAAAACAGUUAAAAACACAAAACAGUAAACACAUUUAAAACAAUACUAAAACCUUAUCCAGCUACAAAAACCUGCUGGACUAAAAAUCAUAGAUUGUGGAGUUGGAAGGGUCCCUGAAGAUCAUCUCGUCCAACCCCCUACAAUGCAGCUGUCCUAUAACUGUUUCUGGAAAGUGCGGAUUGCUGGUGUCUGCCAUAUUUCAACAGGAAUGCUGUUACACAGAACAGAGGCAGCCAUACUAAAAGCCCUCCUCUGAGUUAUUGCAGAGUUGGCUUCUGAAAUCUUUGGCUCUUGCAGGAAAUACUUUCCAGUAGACCACAGCAAUCUACUGGAUGUAUAAGGCAUAAGGUGACCUGUCCAGCAUCUUGAACUUAGCCUGGUAGGAAAUGGGCAGCCAGUGUAAAGGCUGCAAGCAAGUUGUUAUAUGCUUCUGGUAGUCCCACACCCCACCCCACCCCGCCCCAAGAAGCAGCUUAGCCACUGCAUUCUGUACCAGCUGCAACCUCUGAAUCAAUCCAAAGGGUAGCCUCACAUUGCAGUAAUCCAACUGUGAGGUUACCAACACAUGUUCAGUCCAAAGCUCUCAUGAGCUUUCAAUAGCUGUACAAUUCUUUAGUUCCUAGCCUUUGCACUUAAAUAGGAGUUGGUGGAAAGUACACAGCUCAUUUAUUUGAAAGCCUUUUAAAGAGGCCUAACACUUUGUUUAACAAUCAGCUGGUCUCUCUUAGUAAACUGUGUAAAAAGGCUGUUAAGUCUAAUAUAAUAUCUUGUGAGUGGGUGAAAUAUUCUCCCUCUCCCCCCCCCCCGGGUUUUGUUUUUCACAUUUAAAAAAAAGCUGCAGAGGUGGAAGAAAGUUCCUAGGCCUCAACUUCCUUUGGGAGGAAUUCUUUACAGGAUAGUGAAGAUGCUUGUGAUCUAGGAGGUGUGUGUGUGGCGAGGGUGUGUGGGUUCUCUCACUUCAUUAUGAAUAUUUUAGCCAUGUGACUUCACAGCUAGGCAGAAACUCACAUAUGUAAUAUAUAACAGCACUAAGCUUUAAAAAAAAGCAAAAUGCCUAAACUGUGUUUGCCUUUCCCUUAGUAUAUAACGUACAUUUUUGGUUGUUUUUUAAGUGUGCCUGAGUGAGGACAAUGUUUCCCAGAGUGAGAUGCAGAAAAUUUGAGGGGGUUGUCAGUAUUUGGGUCAGUGUAGGCUAAGAGAGGUUAUUUCUGGUCAGAUCACAUGGGGCUUAAACAAAGUUUCAAGAGUCUUAGAAUUUCAAAAGUGCAGGUUCUAAAUGCAAAUUCUCCCUCCCCCCCAUUCCCAUGUGGGCCGAAGGAGAGGUCAUUGAGUCUUAAUAGUCUUAAUAGUCUGCAAAAUGUCAACCUCUCUAUGAAGAUCUAUUUCCCCCUUCUGUUGCCUAUUGUGACCUAUUAUGUACAUGUGAAAGUAUAACUUUCAGCCCCUAAUGAAGUCUCAAGUUCUUGGAUGAGUGUUGCAGAUCAUAGUUACAAAAAACCAAAAAUAGUUCAUUUGAGAAAAUAGUGAAGGUGAAUAGCAAAAUAAAAAUUUUGAAUGUAGUUUGCCCAAAGGACUGCAAAUAGGUAUUUUUUUCUGCCCCUCACCCAAAACAUGAAACAAAAUUGUGUGUGUGUGUGUGUGUGUGUGAUUUCCACCCCCCUUCUUGGCAGACUUAGAUGAAACCAGAGUUCACACACUUGUCUGAAACAGUUGUUGGCUUCCUCCAACUGAAACAAUUUUGUAUCUUCACAAUAAUCCUUGCGGAGCAGAGAGUGGAUUUAGCUUGCAUCUUAUGAACCAAAUAAAUGAACCAAAUAAAGUAGAGCAAGCAGGCGACUCCCUCCCUUCAUUUUGCUGUGCUGUAAAGUCUUUGGAUUCCAGGCCACUGUGCCAGCUGUCCCAGUUUAGGUUUCACUGCGUUAGGAUUGGCUGUAGAGGUGCAAUCUCCCCUCCUCCUUGCUGAUGCUCAUUGGGGGAGCGCUGAGACAGAGCUUAAAUCUAGAAUCUUAUCGCUGGGCUUCCCCAGUGCAGCUGGCACCAUGGAGGUGCUUCAGAGCAGCUUCUGCUAGCUCUGCAAGCCCUCCACUCUGCCACCUCCUCCGCUAUGUUUCCUCUGACAAGGUUUUGAGUACAACAAUCCAAGAAGAAUCCCAGCUGACACUCUGAUUAUUCUCAAGUCCUUUACCUCUUGAUUGUUGGAAAGAAAUCUGAAAUCCACCCAGACAUCAUUGAAAUUAACUACAACCGCAAAAGGAAGAACUUUUAAACCUGCAGGGUUUUCAAAAAGCUGCAAUGCAGAUUGCUAGACCUUGUGCACGUUUGAUGUGACACUUGCAGAUUCAGAGGAAACUGAGUUAAGAUCAGCAGCGUUUGCCAUGCCUGUGGGAAAAAUUGAAUGUCCAGCUUCUCCAUCUUUCCCCAGGGACAGCAAUCAUGAGUGCCAGGUGUGCAGGGUGACAGUGGUGGGCUUGUCGGCGUAUGCCAAGCACAUCUCCAGCCAGCUGCACAAAGACAACAUCGAAGCCCACGAUGGAGAAGAAGGGAAAGAAGAGACUAACGAAGAAUACUUUGACAAGGAACUCAUCCAGCUAAUUAAACAAAGAAAUGAGCAGAACCGGUGAGUGUGUUCACGUUUUCUUAGCAGUUGCGAUGUGGAGUUCUUCAACACUCUUUGAAUAUAGGGAAAUGAUGCCAAGAGUGUACUGUGCCUUUAGUAUAGUCCGUGGCCGCGGCUGGGAAAGUUGUAAGAGCUGCAUAAGUUACUAUUUUUAGUAUGCAAUUUUGUAGCAUUGCCCAAAGACCACUUGUAGACCAACAGAGUAGAUAACUCUGGGAUGGACCGUUAAACUUGGUUUCCCUGGCUUUAAAUCAAUAUACGGGGCCUCUUCUUGCAAACUUAUCUGUUGUAAGUUUUUGCUCAUGCUGCGUACUGCAGAACUGGAAAACCUUUUGCUAACUGAGCCUAUAUCAUUUGUAGCCUACUUUUUUAGACCAUAUAAAAUUAAAUUGCAUCUAGUGUAAUGAGAAUGCAUUAUGUUUCAUAGUUAAAUAUGCAUGCUCGUAUUUAUUAGAAAUUAUUUAAUUGUGAAAACUAUUAUAGGGACCAUAGAGCUGUGAAACGAGGCUAUUUAUAGGUUUGUUCCUUACUGUUCUGUCUGUCAGCUGAACCUGGAACCAUUUUUACUUCUCUGUUGUCUAGAAACGCAUUUGGGUCUUGAAUGAAAUCCUUUAUCCAAUUUAUGGAUAGAAUUCUGUACUCUAGGUUUUUCUGCAUAACUUCAAAUCGUGUUUUAAUCUGCUGUGUAGUGUUCAUUGCUUGUGUCAUGAUACAUUUUGCUAUAUGUGGUUUAAAUAACGUGAAUCUACUUUGGCUUUAUUGCACAUUUCUUGCCUUCCAUGGGGUGGAUCUGUGGACACUUCUGAUCCCAUGGGGUGUAAUAGUGGUUACCAAUUCCUCUACCUCCUGCUGCCUUCCCCAGUAUGUGUUGGAGGGUGGUCAAAACUCUGGAGCGUGGUUUACUUUGAGGGUGGGGGUUGCUGGUGGUGGAGAAGAAAACAGUGAACUACCAUCACCAUCCCGUUUCAACCAUUCCAUUCCAGUCACACAGCAGAAUCUUUGCAUCCAAGUAAAUCUAUCUUUAGGAUACACUCUUUGUGUUGUAAGUGAGCCACAUCAAUCAGCUUUCUUCUAAUAACAUUCAACAUAGUGAACAUUUCUCUAGCUGGCAGAAGUUAAAUUUUUCCCCUAUUCCUCUGUUUGGAUUCUUUGUAGGGGAUGUUUGAAACUUCCUAAUGAAUUGAACUUGGCAGAGGAGGAAAGUAUUAAGCACACGUUCUUGAUCUAGCAUGAGCAGAGGUGAUGGGGGGUGGGUGGAAAUCUAUCAGUCCUCGUGACUUUCUUUUCUCCUUGUAAGUUGCAAUGAUCUACAGAUUCAAUAAUAAUUGAAGUCCAUUUAUGGAACUACUAGAGCAUUUGAGUCUUGUCAGAGUUAAAAAGGGAUCUGGAACUUGAAACCUGAAGCAUACCCGUGAUCAGGGGUUGUGAAGAUGGAUGCCAUAGUGUGAAAUUUUCCUAUCCUUAUGUCUCCAGUGGCCUACAGGGAGAAAGGAAAAAUAGCCCUCUUGAUUUUUUUACAGGAUAAUGAAGGUCUGGAAUUCGGCCUAACGUUGCUGGGAAUAUUGCGCUAGCUAUGAAAAAGCAAGCAUUUUUCCUUGGAAUGUGUGAUAAGCCUUUUAAUGUAUUUUGCUGGCAAAUUUAAAUCCUGCCCUUUGGGCAACCUGCCAGCAGAUUGCCAAAUCACAAGCAUUGUAAUACGUGGUCUUAGAAAAUCCCGUUAUAUAUAAUGCAUAUAAACUGAAUCUUUUUUCCUGAAGCUAGAGCAUCUUUCACUGAAGCUAGGCAAGGUAGCUGUCUACAUACAGCACAGAUGUUGAAUUUGCAUCUUCAGGAGGACUGGUUACUUUUCUUAACUUAUUUUUAGACAAUAUUUUAAAACAUUAUAUCCUUCCAAUAUACUUUUCAGUUCACUAUCAUGUAGUAGGUGGACGGUGAAGCUGAUGUGGUAUAUGGCAUCUCUCUCCCUGAUGAAUAAUCCCAAAUGGGAGAAGAAAUAUCUUCUUCAUUCUUCAACAGCACAGAAACAUCCUUUCUCCCAGAGAUCCUUUCUGCCUUCCAUAGCUAUCCUCUGAGAUUGGGGGAGUGACCGAUAGGACUGCCACCAUUGUCAUGUUGACAGUGUGCAAUUAAUCCUUGUUUCAUUUAAUGAAUGACUGUAACAUAAUUAUGCUGUAUUUAUGUGAUGAAGCAGUGGAGACUGAUUUGUAUAUGACAUUUCUGCCGGUUGACUAAUUGAAAGGCUAUCUCAGGCUUACCUCACUCGGCAGUACAAAUCUCCAGCCUCUGCUUGCCUUUGGUCAGCACACCAGGGGCAAAAUGCAGGUCUAUUGUUAAGAGAUAUUUUAGAUCAGGCCUAAUAAUUUUUUUGAAAACUAACUGUUAUUGCAAAUGAGUGAAAAUACAGGUUAUUUAGUCUCCAGAUUAAAAUACUUCUAUCUUUAUAGGGCAGGUGAAGUGUGCCGUGUGAACCAUGAAACAGAAAACAGUGACAGGAGAUUACAAAGAAGACAAGAUGAAAGAACUUAUCAAGACCGAGACACUUACGAUUCAUCAUCAAGAUAUCAUUGUGGACCAUCGCAGAGGGAGUGGAACUGGGAAGGUGACGGCUUCUUAAAUCCCAGACAAGGCCAAUUCACACACCCUGCAAGGAAUCCUAAGAAUGCAAACAGGCAUCUGAGCAAGCAAAGAGGACGACCUGGGUGGCAUCAGAAUAAUACUGGAGUGUCUCCAAAUCGCUAUCAUAACUAUGGGAAUAAUGGAGGUGCUUGGCAUCAGAAUGCCAGAGGAGGAAUACCAGGAUGGCACCAUGGUGGCAGGGGAAGAAGUUCCAAGUGGAAUUCCGAAGGAGAAAAUACAUUUACUUACUGGCAAGCCAAAAAUUCAGGUGGAAACUGGAAGCCUGGUCGACAAAACGGAAGGGGGUGGAAUUUAGGAAAAAGCAGGGCUCCAAACAAUAGUUCCCAGUUAGAUAGUGUGGAUGCUUCCUGGUUAAAAAGCAAAAGUGCACAGGAUAAAUACAAUAGAGAAAGAUAUGCAUGGCAGUGGCAAGACAGUAGUUCUAUGGUGCCUUAUAUGGGCCUUGCUAAUGAAAAUGACAACAGGGAUUGUGUUUUGGAUUUCACUAGUGAUCAGCUUCCUUCAGAUGGGUUACUAAACUUUGGUGUUUCUGAGCAACCAGAGAGCAAGACCUCCAAAGUCAAUGGAAAGAGCAACAGCCCUUCCCGAGAAAAAACAAAUCGCUGGGCUCCAUAUCCCUCUCUAAAAACGAUAGAACAGCAGCCACUGUGUGAUGAGAACGUAGCUACAACUCCGGAAAAAGCAGAUUCUGGUCAUCUGUCAUGCUCUCCAUCGUCUCCAAAAUGCACAGAUCCUAAAACCAAUAACCCCAAACUGAAAAAAUGGGAAGAGACUUAUUCAGCGUCCCCCAAUUACAAAAUGGCAUCCAACAAACUUGUACCAUGUAAGAAGGCAGUAGACGUAACUAGUGAGAAAAAAUCAGACCAAGCUGAAGGCAAAGGUAACAGGAUGCCAUCUUUGAAGUCCCCACUUCUGGCUAUUCCCGAUAUAAAGCCAUCUUCUCAAAAAAGAAGCCCAAAGAAUCUCUUGAAACAUGUCCAGCUUUUGUUAUCCUCAUCAUCCGGAGAAAGCCAGAGCCAACUAAAUGCACUAAAUUUAGAUGCUAACAAUUCCUCCUCCUUUGGAUCCAAGCUGAGUAAUGAAUGUAAUGGCAAUAACAGUUUAAAAGGCACCACACAUGUGCGUAGCAGCAAUGAAAAUCUAGACGAAGCAUUAAAAAAUGCCAAAGAAGAACUUGAGUAUAGCCAGUCUUUCAAAAACUCUUGCUUGAUACCUUGUAGAGAUACUCAGACUGAUGGGAAUGACAAAUGGAGUACUGAAGGUCCAGCAUUGUCUCUGAAGAUGCAUGAGCCCCAGAAAGAUGGACUGGAGGAUGAGAACUCUGGAGAUGGAACAGGAACCAAAAGUACUCACUCUAAUGCUUUCUCAACUUGUGAUCUUGCUGAACCGGACCAUACGGCAACUAAAAAAGGUGGCUAUCUAUUAGAGUUGAAGAAUACUGGUAACAAAUAUACCAAAUUCCAAAUGGGCUCUCUAUCUCUAUCCAACUUUCAAGAUGACCUAGAAACAGACUUGAAAGCAUCCCUGGAAGAGGAUGGUGACGGAAGCACGACUAAAUCAAAUGAUGCUCCAGAAGAGGAAAGCUAUGCAGUUGAUUCUAAUCACGAGCUGCAGAAAGAUGCAGGAGGGCAGCCCUCUGGCCCUCUUCUUCCCGAACUGAGUAAACUUGGCUUUCCAGCUUCUCUCCAAAGAGACCUAACGUGGCGCACCAACUUGAAGAGCAAAACUGGCUCACAUCUACCUGAGCCCAACCUGAACAGUGCAAGGCGCAUUCGCAAUGUCAGUGGCCACCGGAAGAGCGAAGCUGAGAAAGAAUCAGGGCUCAAGCCUACUUUGCGGCAGAUUAUUAGCGUGUCUCGAAGAAAUGUCAACUGGGAGCAGGUAAUUCAGCAGGUGACAAAGAAGAAGCAAGAACUUGGCAAAGGUUUACCCAGGUUUGUGGUCUUAAUCAGAUUUGAAACUGUAUUGUAAUCAAAGAUCUAUGCAUUUAGCAAAUGUAUAGGCCACCCUUCGGUGCAAAACUUUGCAUUUACCAAAUAAAAAAACCUGUACGUUUCUUGGUUGAGAAGAUGCAUUAGGGACUUAACAGUUUGCUUUAAAGGGGUAUUAUGUGGUUAGGAAAAGGGAUGUAAGAAUAAGAAACAGUUUCACAUUUUUAUUUACAUUUAUAUGCAAGAUUUCCCACAGUAUAGGUUCCUCCCUGCCUAGCUCACCGUUUGCCUUCUGUUAACUGCCACGAAAUCUUGGUUCACAUAUACAAUCUUUGCCUUUAAACCAGCUGAUCAAGGCACAGCUGCAGCGUUCUCAGCCCAGUGAGUCAGAUUUGCUACAGUUGUUCUAGAUUUCCAUCUUUUAAAGAGGAACUGCAGCUGCUGCAGAUAUGUUAGUUAGUUUGUAUUGUAACUAUGUAUUUUUUUAAUUAAAAUUUUCAGUGGAACAAUAACCAAAUCUCUUCCACUUCCACCCUUCUCAGUGAAAGGUGAUCCACUGGUUUAAUGUAGGCAGUCAAUGUAAUUUUGCCAUCACAAUUACGUUUGCCAGAGGUAAACUGCUUUUGCAGUAUCCUCCUAGUUUCCUUCUGUGUUGGAGAAAAUAUCAUUGACCUGUUGUUAUGUUGCUGCUUGCUAUUUGAAAGUGUUAUUUUGGGUUGUGAUUUCCUGAAGAGCUGUCCUGAGAGGUGGAUCUUCAGGAACUCAGUAACCAAAAAGGUAAGACAACUGUGAAUUUCAAAUCUUUGGGCAAUAACACAGCAUCAUUGCUAUUGCAGAGCUAGCCAUACAUGAAACUUAAUUUUUAACAGUUCUGUGUUAGCCUUUAUUUUUGGUAGAGUUUUCACUACUGAGUGUUUCACGAUCACUAUUGUUUUUUAAGGUUUGGCAUUGAGAUGGUUCCUCUCAUCCAGAAUGAACAAGAGGAACUUGAGUUGGAUGAAGAAGGUGACCUGACCAGCCUUGAAGGUUUCCACUGGGAAGGGAUAUCCCUAGGCUCCCCUGGGACUGUUAGGAAACGUAGUCUCUCCGAAAGCAGUGUGGCUGUAGAUAAGACCACCUCCGUUUAUAGUUUUUUCAGCAGUCAAGGCCCAAGCAAAGAAAAUGAACAAAUGAGCUCGGUUGCCAACACUGAGGAUGUAACAUACGGCUCCCAGAUGCUUGCAGUUGCUGUGGCUGGUGUGAAACAAGAGUCUUCUUCCCUUCCUUCCUCACCGUACAUGUCUGACAGGACUGAUUCCAGGGGAAGGAGGCUCAGCCUACAGUCUCCCCCUAAUGUUAACAGACUCACAGCGUUUAGUGCAGGACAAAGCCCAAGAAGCCCUGACUACAGGGCCCAGGCCUUUGAAACUCAAGACAUGCUGGAGAGUCCAGGGGAAAGGUUCUGUAUGGCUUCAGCCCUCGCAGCAUUCAGCACUCUAGAUGCCGCUACAGACAGCAGCUACACAUCGGGCAACGAGCAGAAUGACAGCCAGGGAAUUGGCAAAAAAAGAAGAGCGACCGGAGUAAGUGGUCCAAAUACUCAUGGAAUCCAUUGUGCAUUUAAAACCUUGUGACAGAAUCUGAAAACGGCCAUGGGUGUAAGAAUACCCGGACACAUCCUCUCUUAUAUCAAAUGCCUUAUUUCCACUAGCACCAAGGACUUCCACUAGCACCACAGAACUUCCCCUCCCUCUCCUCUUCCUUGUAUGUCCCCUAAAUAUUUUCUGAACCCUCGAGAGCAGAUUUGGGGAUGGCAUGUGAAGUUUCAUUAUGCAAAUCGUAACCCUUGCACUAGCUGAACUACAUUGUUAGAUUCCGCCGAUUACAAUUGGUCAUGGCAGCUUCUUUGGUCCAUAGCAGAAAUGAGAAACUGAGGGGCCAUAUGCGGCCUUCAUCUGGCCCCUAGAACUCUCCCAAGGCCACACCCCUCAUUGGCUUCACACCUUCCUUGAGCAAUUAUGCCAGGCUAGAAUAUGUUCACUUAAUGCCUGUUAAGUGGAUGUAUGAUCAAGAGGACUGAGGAAUUCAGUUACUAUUCAAAAACAAAAUUGACACCUCAAUGGAAAUGCAUAGAAUCAUAGAAUCUUACGGAGUUGAAAGGGACCCCAAGGGUCAUCUAGUCCAACCCCUUGCAAUGCAAGAAUAUACUGCAUGUUUAUUUCGCUUUAGGUUCUGCGGGGCCUAACUUAAAUUGUGUCUUAACUUGUCCCUUUGAUUUCACUGGAGCCAAAGUCCAACUUAUAGGUUGAAUCCAACCAAUGAUGUCUCCUGUGUGUUCAAACACUUCUGCCUCAAAUAGGCUUGGUACACAAUUUGUGUCUUGGAAUAUCUACAAAAUUGUGUUAUGUGCUAGUUUAGCUAACAAAAAUAUAUAUUUAAUUUGCAGGAGGGAUCCUCUCCUGAAAUUCCAAGCCUAGAAAGAAAGAAUAAAAGAAGAAAGAUUAAAGGCAAAAAAGGUGGGUCACAGUGAUAAAUUAGUAGGCACUGCAUUAUUUUUCCCCAGUCUAUAUGUUUGAGGAGGCCAGUCAAAUGUGUAAUGAUAAAGUGGGCAAAGGAUGUGGGAGAUAACAUCCAAAUGUCAGAAUGGGAAAAUUUUUGGAAAAAUGAUUUGAAAUUUACAGCUUGUACAUUGAUAAAAGAAAAUUAAAUGAAAAUGAUGUCUAGGUGGUAUUUAACACCAGUUAAAUUAGCACAAAUGUACAAAUCAAGAGGGAAAAAAUGCUAGAAAUGUAAAGAAGUAGAACGUAUGUUUUAUCAUAUGCGGUGGCAAUGAAAAGUAAUAAAAAACUUUUGGGAAAUGAUACAUAAUGAAUUGAAAAAACUAUUUAAAAUAACUUUUGUUUAAAAGCAUGAAGCCUUUUUGUUAGGAAUUAUAGGAAAGGAGAUACCAAAUAAUAAUAAUAAUAAAAUCUCAUUAUGUAUGCGAUGACAGCUGCAUGAGUAUUGAUAGCCCAAUGCUAGAAAUAGGAAAGGAUGCCCACAAAAAAAGAUUUGCAAAUUAAGUUAAUGGAAUAUGUGGAACUGGCUAAAUUAACAGAGAAACUCAGAAAUCAGGAUAAUAACAAAUUUAAAAAUGAAUGGGAAGUUUCUAUUAUAUGUAUAUCAAAGCAUUGUAAUACAAGUUGAUACAUCAGCAGGAUUCUAAGAAACAUAUGCAUUAUUAUGAUAAAAGAAAGAAUUAGAUAUAAUUAGAUGGACAAUAUAACUUGGACAUGCAUAAAGUAAUCAUGCAGUAAUGGAACCAUGGGAGGGGGUAGAGGAAAGUCAGGAGACUGGAGAAAUCCCACUUUUGGAUAUUUUAUUGAAUGUAUAAACAGCAUUAUGAAGUUUUUAUUACUUUCUUUUUAAAACUUUUUCUUAUUAAUGUUUAUCUAUAUGUGAUGUUUGUUACAGUUAAAAUUAAUAAAAACAUUGUAAAGUAAAAUAAAACAAAUGUUUUAGGAGGCCCACCAAACAAAUUCUGAUUAUUUUUGUUCUCCUCCCUUGAAGCCAAACUCUGUUGCAUAGGUUUCCCAUGAGUGGUGCCUUCCUUGGGUUGAUAAAGGAAGACUGACCAUUACUUGUGGACUAUGCCAAGCUCAUAGGGACGCGGGUGGCGCUGUGGGUAAAACCUCAGCGCCUAGGACUUGCCGAUCGCAUGGUCGGCGGUUCGAAUCCCUGCGGCGGGGUGCGCUCCCGUUACUCGGUCCCAGCGCCUGCCAACCUAGCAGUUCGAAAGCACCCUCGGGUGCAAGUAGAUAAAUAGGGACCGCUUACUAGCGGGAAGGUAAACGGCGUUCCGUGUGCUGCGCUGGCUCGCCAGAUGCAGCUUGUCACGCUGGCCACGUGACCCGGAAGUGUCUGCGGACAGCGCUGGCUCCCGGCCUCUAGAGUGAGAUGAGCGCACAACCCUAGAGUCUGUCAAGACUGGCCCGUACGGGCAGGGGUACCUUUACCUUUACCUAUGCCAAGCUCAUCAAACAGAAGUACAAAUUUAAUACUGUGCUUGAUACCUCAUCUCUUCCAAUCUCCUUUCACUAGGAAGCAACGUGGCAACUUACUCUAAUGAACUGCGUCUCAGAAAGCUGACAUUUGCCAAAUACCUUCUGAAUGUCCUAAAAGUGGCAGCAGGCUGUAUCAUAUCUUGAAACUUACUUUCUCUUGCAGAGCGUUCGCAGGUAGACCAGUUGUUGUCUAUUUCUCUGAGGGAAGAAGAAUUGAGUAAGUCCUUGCACUGUGUGGAUGGGAGCCUUGUGCCAGCUCGAGCUGCUCUGCAGGCAGCUUAUAUUGAAGUCCAGCGACUGCUUGUACUGAAACAGCAGGUACUUUGACGUUUCGAAGGCCAUCAGCUGUAACUCUGAAGAUUUCAGAAGGAUGUCUUCUGAUAGACCUGACUGAAUCUCUCUUGUCUCCUAGAUAUCGGUGGAAAUGGGCACUUUGAGAAGCCAAAGAAUUCAGAUCCUGCAGGGAUUGCAAGGUACCUUGCAUUGCUUUGGGAGUCCAUUUUUAUUAAAGUUACUCAGGUGCCCAGUAGUAAUGCAGAACCAUGAUGAUAAUCUGAGACCACCUCUUGGCAGUUCAGGCAGAGAGGCUUGUGAGCAGCUGGGUCCAUGGAAUAUAGCAGCAGAAACUGUCCCAAGUGUCUAUAGUAAGAACGUAUUUUCUCUUGUAGUUUGGUUCCUUGAAUUAUUCAAGACUCUAAAACUCCGCCAUAAUGAGUCUCUCCAAAUAGUAGUUAAAGGAAAAACAAAGGAAAAGAGGAUUUGGUGAAUGUUGUAAUGCAGGGGUGGAUCUGCAGAUGUUGUUGGACUACACAUCCCAUCAGUCUCAGCCAGUGUGAUCAAUGGUCAGGGAUGAUGAAAGUUGUAGUCAUCCUCUGGAGAUCCUCAGGUCCCUGCUGUAGCAUUUACUCAAGACACGGGUAUGUAAGGUCCCUGAGUGCUUUGAAAUCUCUGAGGUACUGACAGUGAAGGAAAAUAGAUAGUGGAAUAAGAGGCAGCUCACUGAUCAUAGAGUAUCAGUUAACACAAGAGUGGAUGAAGAGGUUAGGAGAGCAGCCCCUAUUUUUUCUGUCAACAGCCCACUGUGUGAAGCCAUUGUUUAUUGUUGGAUUACAAACCAUGACUUGUUUCACCUAUGGUUUGGCAUUAUGCCUGAACUCAGCAGUCAUGCUUAACCAUAGUUCAUUGGGCCACCUUAUCCUAUAUGCUCACCGAGUUACAAAGACAAGAGCAGUGGGAAAACAAACCAAGCUUUGAAGAAAUGAGCCAUAGGGGUUUUUUUGUUUAUCUAUAGGACUGUUUGUGGCUUGUUGAGCAGACCAUGGUUAAAAUGAAACCUGGAUUACUGUUAUAUGUGAACUUGGAUUUGGGGAAAUUCAGGGCAGAGCUUGUCCCUCAUAAGCCUUGUUUGCUUAAGAGAUUUUAAUGUGAAAUGCAUCCAUGUUGUCUCCUUAGAAACCUAUGAACCUUCUGAACAGCUGCAGCAACUUCAACCCAGUGGCUCAAAUGAAAAAAGAAACAACAAACUUCAGCCAACACAGGAUCUAAUUGCUAAUCCAGGUGGUCUUGUUCCUCUUUUGGAAUCUGCUUCACCUCUCUCUGCCCAGAUACCUGCAGUUCCUUUGGCAGCUCCUGUCCUUGCAAGCACCCCACCUACAUUCCAAACCACUGGUGGCAUUGGAGCCAUCACAAUCCCAGAUUCAUCUGUUCAAAUCAAGCAAGAACCUGCAUCUCCAAAGCCUAGAGAGGAGAGCAUGAAUAUUCCUGAACAGAGGUUUCCAUGUUCUUCACAGGGAGAGGCUCUGUUUCAGAAUGGUAUGUUGUCUUCUGCAGGUGAUAAUUUUGUCUAUUAAUAUUGUUUGUUCGUUUGUUUAAUUUCUAUACCGCCCUCCAUCCAAGGAUCACAGGGCAGUUUGCAAUGGAAAAACACAAAAUACCUAACAUAGUAACAAACAAAACCAAUGCCCACUCAUAGUAGUAUUUAUUAUUAUCUAUGUGUGUGCCCCAGAGUUUCCCAGUCAGCCCAGAGACAUGCCAGUUGUGCACAAAACUCUGAGCAUGUGGUCUGUCAAGAGGACUAUUGGCUUCUCAUCUCCAAAGUAUGCUUCUUACUUGCAUCCUUGGAACAAAACAAUUCAGGGAUGGGGAAUUGUGGCACUCUCACAUGACCAAUGAUCAGGGAUGAUGGUCAACAGCAUCUGGGAGGCUGCAGGUUCCUCAUCCCUGGUGUAGGUUAGAGAGCAAGACCUUGCAAGUUCUCAUGGAAAGAGGUUGGAACCCAAAGUCUUUCUGGUUGCAAUCCAGUGUUUGACGCUAAAUUACACGAGCUAUCAAGGUGUUUAUAUGGAGGCGACCAUGUUGAUUAAUAGUUUGUACAUCUGGGAUGCUCUGUAAGUUACCACUUAAAGCCACAUAUGACUAAGGCUGGGAUUCACAAAUGCCUAAUUGGCCAUGUCAAAGUGAAAAGGGCUAUUUUAUCUUCUUCAGGGAAUACGAGCCAACAACCUUUGCUGUACCCAGUUAUCUCUGCUACCAUGUCUUUGUCUGCACUUAUUGAUUUCCAAGAGUCUAAUCAAGAUAUGCAGAAACCUGUUCCAGAUAAGGGAAGGGCCAGGUCUUCCCCCAGCUAUUCACCAUCGCUCUUGGCAGAGAAGGCAGAAGAAAACAAAAUCCCACCAGACAACACAGUUGUAGAACAGUGCAGUAGCUCCUUUCAGAGCCCAACCUUUCCCCCUGAACUGCCUGCGGAUGAAGAUCCCAGACAGGCAACGGAGCAGAUGGCGGUUUCUGCACUGGUCUCCGUUGAGAGCAAAAUGAGCAAGAAAAAGAAGAAGUUGAAGAAGAAGAAAGCACUGCGAGCAGCCCAUGUCCCUGAGAACAGCGAUACAGAGCAGGAUGUAAGUGACAUGAAGCCUUUAAGGAAAGUCAAGAUGGUAAAGGGGACCAGAGGGGGCAAAGUUACAACAUCCACCCCUCCAAAGCAAGAGGAUGCAGAGGCUGCUCAGGAAGGAAAGCGGAAGAAAGACGAGAAUGAGAGUGACACGUCUCUGGAAUUUGUGGAAGUCCCCAAAUCUCCUCUGGAAGUGGUUGCCAUCAGUUCAUCAGAAUCGGGGGAUGAAAAACCAGACAGCCCUUCUAAGAGGGAUGCGCUGAGUUCCUCAGAGCAGCUUCUGAGAGAGGCGUCUCGGUCUGGCUACGAUGAAGUGAGCUCUACCAGUGAGAUUGGAACAAACUACAAGGAUGGCAUUGGCAGAAGGUAAGCUGGAAAACAGGUGUUAUAUCCAGGGAAGUCGUCCCAUUUGUGCAAGGACUUACACUUAUGCAACAGAACUUCUUCUCCCUCACCCCAUGCCCCUGAAUUUGUUCUGAGGGCCUCUACAACCCUCUAGAGGCAAGGGGGGGGGGAGAGGAGAAGAAGCAAUGGGAAGUUCCAUAGUACAAGCAGAAUUCCUUGCACGAACACGGUGACUUUGUUGGACACAACUCUCUGUGUGUACAUUGAUUGUGUAUCCAUGAGCUACUGUGUUUUUAAAAAAUCUGUUUAUGAUGUACUCUUAGUGAUGUUAUAGUCUCUCUAUUUUGAGUUUGUUUAUUGCCUCAGGAACCUUUGGACAGAGAAGUGUUUUAUAAAUACCAUAAAAGAGAUUGCAGGAAAUUUUCCAUACCGAAGUACAUUUAAAUAAUUGAAAAAUAAUUAUUGGAGAAUGGAAACUUAGUGUCACAGAGUGCUUUGUGACUGCUGCUUCAUUGUCCUGGUGAUAGCUAUGUUUCUUUUCCCUAUACACAUUUUCCAUACAAGGCCUUGUAGCCAAGCAUUUUAAAUUAAAGUCCUUUGUGUUAGCAUUCUGUAAUAGCCGUGGCAUUCUCUAUCUUCUGUAGUGUGGCUGAGACUCAAACGUCCAUAUCUUCAAUAAGAGGAUCAAAAAACUCAUCAGGUAUAUAUAUAUUUUCUAAUGGAAAAAUAAGCACAUGGGCUUUGUGGGGAGGUGGGAGAGAGUUGAGCAGCUCUUUGCAAUAUGGAGUGCUAUAGCAUCAUCUGUGUUCCCAAACAUGACUCCAAACCCAGAAAGCUUGCUUAAAAGCACACAACAACAAAUACUAAUACUCUGCUUCAGUCAGUAUGGCCAGUGGUUGCAGAAAAUGGGAGCUGUAGUCAAGCAGGCACCUCCACUGUAUACUUUCUGGUGCCUGCUAAAAACAUGCUUGUUUAAUCAGUUUCUCAGAAACAGGAACUGUUCACCACAGUGCCUCCAUCUUGCCAAGAGUCAAGCUCAGCUUAUUCCUAAUGUGUUCUUAAGCCAAAGACUUGUUUAGAUAUACUUAUGAGGUAGCUCAUUUCAUAUUGUGAUUUCCUCACCCACCCUAGCUUACACCUUGACUCCUUUUCUUAUUCCUUCAGUCAAGGAGCUUUUGACCAUUACAAUAUGUUGGGUUUAUUGGGGUUUAUUAUUAUUCUAUUGCUGUUUGGUUGGUUGGUUGGUUUUGCUAUAGUCAGAUACCGUUCAUUGGUUCAGCACCUGGUAGUUUUGAGUGGAUGUUUUCUUUCUUUCCUCUUUCAGUUUUCUUUUACCAUGGUGUCAUGAGCAGUAUGUUUAGUUAACGGAAGGCUUUGACAAUUGCAUUUGACAGAAGUCUCCUCAGAGCCAGGCGAAGAGGAAGAACCUACGGAAGGGGCCUUUGAGGGUCAUUCAGCUUCAGUGAAUGCGAUUCAGAUUUUUGGGAAUUUGUUGUACACCUGCUCAGCAGACAAAACCAUCCACGCAUAUAACUUGGUGGUAAGUAGACUGUAUAAGAGGCUGGCUGUGGAAUGUCUCGCUGCCUUCUGAGUUUGCAGUCGCUUCCCCCCACCCCAUAAGUUCUAUUGAAGCAACAGUCAGCCACUCAAACUAUUGAGAAAUGAGCAUAGCUCAGAUCGGAUAAAUACAACUAAAGCAGAGCAAAAUGGCAUCAAGAUUUGAGAUGGGGGAAGGAGUCUGUGAGAAGUGUGUUUUAGCAAUGAAUAGUAAAAGGUAAAGGGACCCCUGACCAUUAGGUCCAUUCGUAACCGACUCUGGGGUUGCGGCACUCAUCUCGCUUUAUUGGCCGAGGGAGCCGGCGUACAGCUUCCGGGUCAUGUGGCCAGCAUGACUAAGCCGCUUCUGGAGAACCAGAGCAGCGCACAGAAAUGCCGUUUACCUUCCCGCUGGAGCGGUACCUAUUUAUCUACUUGUACUUUGACAUGCUUUCGAACUGCUAGGUUGGCAGGAGCAGGGACCGAGCAAUGGGAGCUCACCCCGUUAUGGAGAUUCGAACCACUGACCUUCUGAUCAGCAAGUCCUAGGCUCUGUGGUUUAACCCACAGCGCUACCUGUGUCCCAACAUUUCCUUUUAGCAAAUUUUGUGAUACCUAGCUUCCUCCUUGGGAAAGGGAAUUUUUGCCAGUGAGUUAAGAUCCAAAACUGUUAAUGUGGUGCAACAAAAUAUAUGGACUCUUCUUCCUAUAAGUAACAUAGUGACAGAGCAUUUAGAAGGGAAUGUCCUGUCUGAAAUUCUGGAGGGCUGCUGUCAGUCAUUGCAGACAGUAUUGAGCUGGAUGGACCAAUGAUCUGUUGCAGCAAACAGCAGCUUCAUGGGGUUAGUCCACUAGGUCAGUAAGUUGAGCCUGACAAAAGGGCUGAACACUGAAUUUCGUUUUCCAUGUUAACUUCCUUAAUAUGGAGAUAGGGAGAUGGCUGAAGCAAUGACAUUCAUCUUUCAUAAAGUGCAAGAAUAAAAAGCAGUCUGAGAUGUGUAUCUCUCGGACCAGCCUCUGAUAAGCUACGCAGUUAACAGGCUUGUGCUUGAAUGGCUGCAUGUUACAAAUACCUGCGUUUUUGAGAAUACAAACCAGGGAAGUUCAACUUGGAGGUCUGUGUGCACGGCUGUCUUUUCAUGAGUCUAAAUGCACAUUAGCAGGAAAUAGGUGAUUGGUUUGGAAGCCACUGUGGUUGGGUGGUACCUUAGUUUGCUAUCUUAGGGCCCCACCCCUUGCCUCCUUCCACCUGGCGUGGGGCAGGGCUUCACAGGCUUCACACUGUGGCUGCUGCUCAGCAGAGAGGGCUCCUCUUUUAAAUUGUUUUUAAGGCUCCCCUUUAUCACAUACACAGCCCAACAGGACAAUGACAAUAAUCCACCAACAGCAUACAAAUCAAUAUGGCUAACCUGAUCCAAAACACCCACCCACCUCACUCACACACAAAAACAAAGAUCACCACAGCCAAUCACAAGCAAACAAUCACACCCUAGGCCAACCCCAACCUCUCUCACCACCAAAGGAACACAAGUGAACAACACAAGCAACGCUGACACCAAACUCUACAUACAUUAAACAUAAUAGAAACACCGCCACCCGACCCCACCCCCAUCCAUCUUCCCUCUCUCCACCCCCCUUUCUUUUUUUCUUUUUUUCUUCUCCCCCUAAUGCCUCAACAAAUGAAAUGGAUUUGUAAAAAUGUUACAUGGAAAGAAAAAAAUAUGAGGCACUACACUUCUGUAAAACAAGAAAAUCCUUAAUAAAAUAUUUUAAAAAAUAAAAAUUGUUAUCUGUGCUGUUUUAAAUGAGACCAUCUUGGCUGUGAGCCCUGGAAGACCUGCACCCUGCCUUGCUGGCCCUUUCCCAUCUGGGCCGGGAGAGUGGAGUGCUGACUGACUCCAGCUACAAAAGCUGAGGCUGUUGAACAGAUUCUUGGGCUGGAGUAUUGUUUACGGGGAGUUGAGAGAGCUUCUUGCUGUUACUGAUAUUAUUGUUGUAUCUUUAGUUUUAGACCUUAUGAUUUAUGUGGAAAUGGUUUCCAUUAGGUUGUGUGCUUUUUGAUGUGCUUUAUUUAUUGUUUAUGACUUCUGUUAUGUUUGUAAUUAUGUAAUUCUUGUCAUGUUGUCAGCCGCCUUGAGCAUAGUUUCAACUGUGGAAAGGCGGCAUACAAAUAAAAUGAUGAUAAUGAUGAUGAUUUGAGUAAUUAAAGCUUGUAACUCUCUGCCUCUCACAGAGCAGGAAGUGUGUUGGUGUCUUUGAAGGGCACACCUCAAAAGUGAACUGCAUCCUGGUGACUCAGACAACAGGAAAGAAUGCAGUGCUCUAUUCGGGCUCCAGUGACCACAAUAUAAAUUGUUACAACAUCAAAGUAAGUGUUCACUCAAGCCAAUUAUAUCUUAGGAGGGGGUUACAGAUGUGACGACAACUUAAAAGAAGACUGAAAUGUGCAUGUUUUAGUGAACCAGAUUAUAUAGAAUUCCACAUAAAAAGGGAAUCUUUGUGCAAUUAAGUCCACAUUUUAGGUUUUUACUUCAUCCACUGAUUACCAGAGGGCCGUUUGGAGUGAGGGCCUGUAGCCUUGUGUCAUACGAGCCAAAGGCUUGUUUCCUUGCUUCCAAACUGGAAGAGCCUCUCAUAACUAAAAUGAUUUGUAAAUAAAGCUAGUUUCUCAGUUUCUUCUUUAGGUUCACUUAUUGAAAGAUGAUGGUGAAAAUAUCAGUUGUAUACUAACAGUUGUUUUCCUCCUACCAGACUAGGGAACUUGUGGAUCAAAUUAAAUUGGAUGAUCGUAUACUCUGUCUGCACAGUAGAUGGAGAAUUCUUUAUGCCGGACUUGCUAAUGGCAGCGUGGCCACUUUCAAUAUAAAGGUCGGUACGAGAGGGGUAUAUUCCAUUAGAACCUGCGCCGAUGUUGAGUUAUUUGCACUCAUAAAUAGCUGCUCGCACUGCUGUCCAGUCACAUGAGCAGUGCUAGAUUUGGGGACUUUGCAAAGAUUUCAGGGGUUCCUUAAGCUGAAUCUUGCAGUCAUAGAAGGAGCUGAUAGUAUCUUCUGUGAUUCUCCACUUCAUACUCUAAUUGAAAUAUACUACACGGAAGUGGAAGGUAUUUCAGAAUGUGUGUAAUCUGUACCUGCUCUCGGGUGCAAUUAGCUUUGGUGGUUUUCCCUCAGCACAAAUGCACACGUAUGUCAGGACAAACAUUUACCACGUUCUUUUGUAUAUGCAAAACUAGAAAUUUUAUUUUAUGGUAAUAUUUUGGUAAUAGUCAUAUUUGUAGCAUUUGGAUACAGUGCUAUUAUUAUUAUUAUCAUCAUCAUCAUUAUUAUUAUUUACAUUUAUAUUCUCCCUUACCUCCAAGGAGCUCAUAGUUCUCCCUUUUCUCCAUUUUAUCUUCAUGACAUCCCUGUGAAGUAGGUUAGCCUGAGAAACUGGCUGUCUCAAGGUCAUCCAGUGAACUUCAUAGUUGAGUACGGAUUUGAACCCUUGUCUCCCGGGUCAUAGUCCAACACUCUAACCACUACACCACACUGGUUCACAAUGCUGGACCAUGAUCUAGCACAGGUAUAGCCAUCAUGAUGCUCUCCAGAGGUUCCUGGACUACAGCUACCAUCAUCCCUGACCAUGGGCCAUGCUAGCUGGCGCUAAUGGGAGCUGGAGUCCCAACAUCAUUUGGAGAGCAUCAAGUCCGCUAUCCCUGGUCUAGUGCUACAUGAAUGAGCCUAGCCUCCCAGGCUCAUGUGAACAUCCUCCUCCUGUGGACUUUUGGAGAACUGCCAAAAGCUUUUGCUUUUCCAUAUGCUUACCUUCAGUUUGUCAUUUAAUCUGAACUGGGUACUGGGUAUUGUGCAUAUGCACUAACUAUGGCUAAUUUCAUAUUGGUGUUAAAGUAUUAUCCCUUGUUUAGGUAACAGAAAAAAAUGGCUAAGGGAAUGCAAAAGCUUCUGAACUCCUUCUCUUUGGCCAGGGGUGGGUGGAGGUGUCACAAGCCCAGGAAGUGGCUAAGUUCAUUCAUUUAGCACUAAACCAUGGCAUUGUUUGGCUUCGAAGAAAACCAGUCCUUAAGAUCUGGCCUGUGUGUAAAUUUCACUGGCUUCAUAUAUUUUCCUUGCACCAUAUUUCUGAAACUGAUUUCUGAAAGUCAUUUUACAGAGAAGCAUUUUAUUCUGAAACAUUUAAAAAUAAUUAUAUAAGCAGCCUUAGCAACAUAAUUAAGAAACAGUACUCGUGGUAAGCUGAAUAGGGCAACUAGGGUUUUGAGUACAACUUGUUGCAACUUGACUUCUGUGGCUGCAAAAGUAAAGCAGAAACCAAGCAUACAUGCAAAACAAGCUGUGGAAAGAGUCCAUAGAUUCUCUGACAGUCCAGUCCUGUACCUAGAAUUCAGUCACAUUAAGUUCUGUGGGACAUACUCCAAGGUCAGUGGGUAGGACUGACAGCUAAGAAAAUUCUGUUUCUUAGCUAAAUCCACCCCAUAAAAGCAUACAGAGAAUUCAAAGCAAAUAAGGCAUCAGAGACUUCAGAGCAAAACCACUAUCCUUAAUCUUUUUCUUUUUUUUAAAGGAAAUUUGAGGAGGUAUGGCAUUUCCAGUGUGUUCUCUGGAUAGUUCUGUCUUAGUAUGUAGUUGGAUUAGUAAGGAAACAUUGACUGUGUUCCUACUGUGUGUGUAUGUGUGGUGUGUGCUUUCUUUUCCAGAAUAACAAACUGCUUGAUAACUUUGAGUGCCAUGCUCCUAGGGCAAUCAGUUGUCUUGCCACAGCUCAGGAAGGAGCACGGAGGUUGCUGAUUGUGGGAUCCUACGAUUGUACAAUCAGUGUGCGAGAUGCCCGGAAUGGUUUGUUGCUUCGAACCCUUGAAGGUCAUAGCAAAACGGUGCUCUGUAUGAAGGCAAGUAACUUGUAAGGAACACUCUGUGUGGGCAGACUUCUCUUGCAAGUUCUCUGCUUCUUGGCAGCAGUUCAAAGCUUGUAGAAGAACCUCCCUACCUUCCAGUUGUUUAUAAUUAGGAAUAUAGCAUGUGAUUUACCACUGAGAUAUGGGCCUCUCAUGAUUGCCAUCACUCAUUCAACAUUUCCAGAGAGCUCUUGCUUUGCUCAACCUGCUCCAUCUCAGUUGGGAUGUCUCGGGAAUCUUUUUUCAUGUCUCCACAUCUCUCUCUCUCUGUGUGUGUGUCUCUCCAUUGUCCUUGGGUGAUUUCAUCAAAUUCCACUGUUUUUGGUAUCACUGGUAAGGUGCUGAAACCCAGUUCUACCUCUAUACUCCAUAAUCCACAACAGACUAUCCAAUAUUUCUGCAUAGAUGCAAGUUUGCCAUCCCCCAAUACCCCUCACCUUUCCUUCUAAGCCUUCCUCACCUUGGAUAAGCUCAGUGUCCAUUGACAAACAUCACCAUCCACCCUUUUGCUCAGGCACAAAGCCUUGGGGUAGGCUACUUCAUUUGGCCAUCAUAUUCAGUCUCUUGCCAUGCUGUGUAGCUGUCCGGUACAACAUUGCAAAAAUACAGUCCUUCCUCUUUGCCUGCUAUGUGAAAACGCCACAGUUUCCUUCAGCCUUGACUUGCACCAUUUACCUUGCUGGCCUUCUGUUGUUUGAUUGUGCUGUAUAAAGUGGUGAUGAUAGUGACCAUCUCUGAGUGUCAGAGUGAAUAUUAUGCUCUCCUUUUUCGUGGCAGCCUUUGAAAGUUGUUGAUAAUUGCUUUUAGUUAUAAAUAAUGAUGCAACAAAGAGUAAUAUUUAGAAUAUACUGGACGCCAUUACGUUUGUUUAAAAAAGAGCUAUCUGAGGUAUCUAACUGUUGGAGAUGCAGUAGGGAUAAUGCUUCUCUAAAACAUACCGUAUUUUUUGCUCUAUAAGACUCACUUUUUCCCUCCUAAAAAGUAAGGGGAAAUGUGUGUGCGUCUUAUGGAGUGAAUGCAGGCUGCGCAGCUAUCCCAGAAGCCAGAACAGCAAGAAGGAUUGCUGCUUUCACUGCACAGCGAUCCCUCUUGCUGUUCUGGCUUCUGAGAUUCAGAAUAUUUUUUUUCUUGUUUUCCUCCUCCAAAAACUAGGUGCGUCUUGUGGUCUGGUGCGUCUUAUAGAGCGAAAAAUACGGUAUGUUUUUUCAUUGUCCUGUAAUGAAAGAUUUUUGUCACACGUUAACUGAAAUUAUCAACAGAACUGUACAGAACAACAUUACAUUUACAGGGCAAGAUAUCCUUUUGAAUUAUAUACCCAGCAUGUGGAACCUUACAAAAGGGCAAUAUAAGUAGACUCUUUGUGCCCUUACCGCAGCAAAAAGACUGAUACUGAUGAAUUGGAAAAAUAAAAAUGCAGCUCCCUUCUACGAUUGGAUUGAAGACUUCUACAAACUUGUGACAUAUGAACAACUUGCAUAUAAACACAGAUUUGCCAUGGACAAAUUCAGUGAUAUUUGGAAUCCAUUCUUACAAAUACUGUAAUAGGUUAAGAUCUGGUGAAGUACAAUAACAACUUUGUAAAGUAAAAAGCAAAUCAUAACAAAAAAAUACCACAAGGUUAAAUAAUAUAGAUAGAUAGAUAGAUAGAUAGAUAGAUAACCCUGAUAAGGAGCUGAAACGGAAAUGCAGUAAUUUGUCAAAAGGCUCCCCACUGAAUCCUUGGCUGAUUUGGGAUUUGAACCCAAUUCAACUCACCCCCAACUGGUCCUCUGUCAGCCUUUCUAAUGCAUUUUUCAAUGUGACAUAUUGAAUUGGAUUGUCACAGUAGCCCUUAAUUGUGAAAGAGAGAGUGGGUGAAAGAAAGCCAUUAUCUGUUGUGGAUAAUCUGUCUGUCUGGUUGUCUCUUCAAAGGUUGUGAAUGAUCUGGUCUUCAGUGGUUCCAGUGACCAGUCUGUCCAUGCCCACAAUAUACAUGUAAGUUGCUUAUAUGGCUAAAAUUGAAAAUGUUGUAACGCUACUUUAAUGAAACCAAAUUCUUAACCACUUCUGCAGAUUUCCUAAAGGGAUAUGUAGCUGUCUUACAGUGCAAUCCUAACCAUGUCUACUUAAAAGUAAAGUCCCGUUGAGACUAAUUUCCAGAGGAUUGCAGCCUAGGGGUAUCUUCUCCCGCUAAAUUUUGUACUGGAAUACAAGACACAUGCAAAGUAUGUCAAUUGAAAAGGGUGUACAAAAAGCCAUGGUUUAAGACAUUGUUCUAAACUUAAGGGAAGCAGAGUUUUUUACAACCAGCAGUGUAUGUGCUGUGUAUUUUGUGCAAAGUUAUAUGAGAACCCACCUUAGUAGGAUAGUAAAAUAAAGGCUUGAUAAUCAUAUCUUGAUCUCUGCUAGGGAGAUGCUAUAACCCCUGAUAUUGUUUGGCAAACCCCUGCUGUAUUUUAAUGAGUUGUUGAAGGUUUUUUUUUUUUUAGUUUUUGAUGAGUUUUAAUUGUUGAUUUAUUUUGUUGUUUGUCUUCUUUUGUGCAUCACCCUGGGCUCUAUUGAGGAAGGCAUGUUUUGUAAAAAUAAAAAAAUAAAGCUGCAAUUGUAAGCUUACUUAUCUGGGCGUAAGCCUGUAGAAUUAAUUAGGAGUUACUUCUGAAAAGAAAUGAUUUGUAUUGUGAUGGAAAUAAUGCAAUAAAUCUACAUGCUGACCACUUGCAUAUCCACUUAUUUAGUACGGAUUAUCUUGUUGCAGACUGGAGAGCUGGUGCGGAUUUAUAAAGGACACAACCAUGCAGUGACAGUUGUGAACAUCCUGGGUAAAGUGAUGUUAACAGCUUGCCUGGACAAAUGUGUUCGUGUUUAUGAGCUACAGGUAAAAAAAAGAAGAUAUCUAUUCUAAUUUCUAUUGUUUGUAGUGACAUACCACUGCUGGCAGCAGGUGGGGAGUGAUGCCCUUUGCUUUUGCUGAAACCUCUUCCUCUCCUAGUGGAAUCCAGCACAACAGGACUUUCCCCUCUCUCCUGCCCCCCUGCCCUCUCCAGAUCUGCUCCAGAGAGUCAGGAGAACUUCGAGAACAGCACACGGGAGGAGGAGAGGGGAAAUAAUUCUGUUGGGUAGGCAGAAAUACUGGCCCUGGCGGGACACUCUCCUUAGCGCUUUGUGGAAUAUACCCAGACAGUUUUCGGCUUGGUGAGAUGUAAUUUAGAACGUCCCUUGUAGUUCCAAGCUGGGCUUUUUAGAAGUCCUGCAAAAGUUGUGCAGUUGCUGCGUGGCCUGUUCCUGCCCACUGCAUCCAACCCACUGCAAGUGAGAUUGCAGCACAAUCCUUUGCUAGAUGCAUCUUUAUUCUUAAGUUUGUGUUACAUGUUUGUCAUGCCCUCAAAAGGUUUGUGAGGUUUCCCAGGUGCCUUCCAUUGUUUAAAAAUUUUUCUCGAGGGAAUCUAAUUCAUUCACCCUCAUGUUGCCAGAAGGCAGCAGCAUUUUAUAGAAAGAGUGAGGUACAGUUGUGGGGCAUGGGACACCCCAGGAGCUAGAAGCUUAUAAUGUUCAUGCAUCUUCUCCUUAUAAGCUGCUUUAAAAAAAAAAAAAAUGAAUGCUGAACUCUCAGCUUAUUAAAAUACAACAUUUUUCUUUCUCUUUUCUUGUCCCAAGUCCCAUGAUCGUUUGCAAGUCUACGGAGGACACUCGGAUAUGAUUAUGUGCAUGACCAUUCACAAGAGCAUGGUAACGAAUACCUCAAUUUCCAUAAAAUCAGUGAUUCUCUAGCUGCGGUUGUGGUUAUCCAGGAGUGGCUCCUGCUUCUCAUUUGCUUUGUGGGUGGUACUUUGUAAACUAACUACAUACUUGGUUUGUUCUGGUGGGAGGAGCACUUCAUUCUCCACAGGCCUGGUGCUGCUAUGAAACGAUAGGGCCUUUAAGCACCCACCCCCACCAAAAACCCUCAAAUGUCAGAAGACUUCCCAAGCAGUGCCUCAUGAGACACUUCCACCUGAAAGAAUGCAAGCGUACAUCUGUAGCUUGGGAGCAUACGAAGCUGUCUUGCUUUAUUCCAGGGCAGAUUGUUUGACUAUGUAGCCUGUGUGGUGUAGUGGUUAAGAGCGGUAGACUCGUAAUCCGGGGAACCGGGUUCGCAUCUCCGCUCCUCCACAUGCAGCAGCUGGGUGACCUUGGGCCAGUCACACUUCUCUGAAGUCUCUCAGCCCCACUCACCCCACAGAGUGUUUGUUAUUGGGGAGGAAGGGAAAGGAGAAUGUUAGCCGCUUUGAGACUCCUUCGGGUAGUGAUAAAGUGGGAUAUCAAAUCCAAAGUCUUGUUUGACUUGCAGCAGCACUCUCUGGAUUUUUGAGCAGAGGAAGACAGACAAAGAGUCAUAGGCAAAAGCUGCAGUUCCAUUCUAGCCUUUUUCUUUCGCCUGCAUCUCUUUCUCUGUCUGCCUCCCCUCUGACUUUGUCUCAGCCCAGCCCACCCCACCCCUUCCCCAUUGGUUUUCACACCUGAGGAAACUGGGUUGCUGCUGCAACACCCCAGAGAAGAAGGAAAGCAGUCUUGCUACACAUAAAACUACAAGCUGGAGCUGAGCACAUACAAUUGAAUUUGCACAAGUUAAAUGCACAUGUAAUGUGACUAUACUGUAAAACAGCUGUUGCUUUUUCUUUUUUUUUAUAAUGAUAUUUAUUAAAGUUUCAAAAAAUACGUCAGCUGUUGCUUUUUCAUAACUAUUAAAACGGAAAGCGAUUUAAUAUUGGCCCUUUUUUAUCAUGUGUACAGAUUCUUUGAAAGAAUAACGAAUCCAAAAAAUAAGCGCCUCCCCCCCACUCCGGUUUGUAAACUCCUGCAGAUCAAAUCAGGAAUGUUCAGCUCAGGAUGACAUUAUAAAUUUAUCAGCAUUGAUUGAUGCAUUUAGCAUGUUGGUUUUCCUUGUAUGCUUUAAUUUUGUUACCAUUUAGAUCAAUUUCUCUUUUUCAGAUCUACACUGGCUGCUACGAUGGUACUAUCCAAGCUGUGCGGCUCAACUUGAUGCAGAAUUAUCGCUGUUGGGUAAAGGAUUUUCUUGUUCCCUUUAGACCAUUUAGAAUGGCUUACAUCAUGAGCUAUAUCCAGGCAAAGGGUUAGAUGGGGCAGGGGCACCCAUGGAAACCCCUCCCUUGGGUUUUCCAGAUGCUCUUGAGAGAUUAGCACAAAAGUCUGUGCUAACAAGAGUUUUUAAGUGUGUUCAAUUGAGCCACAUAGAAACUUCUGUGCUAGAUGGAACUCUGCCUUAUCAGGUUAAGAGGGAGAGUUUCCAGGUGCAUUCAGUUGAAUACACAUCUCUCUACAGACAUCUUCACUCGGCGUGCGAAGAUCUCAAGUGCAGCUGACAUGUCCAGGGACAUGGGGGGGCUUGCAUGGGACCCCCUCUUCCAUCUCUUGUUAGCAUUAACCACGCCAAACGUAUUUGUUGGUUCCAAAAUCCAUAUGUAGGGCCAAUCAGUGUUACAGGAUCAAGAACAAGCUUUCGAGCUUUCCAGAACUCUUCAUCAGGCUAGAUCAGGCUUCCUCAACCUUGGCCCUGCAGAUGUUUUGAGACUAUAAUUCCCAGCAUCCCUGACCACUGGUCCUGCUAGCUAGGGAUCAUGGGAGUCGUAGGCCAAAAACAUCUGGAAGGCCAAGGUUGAGGAAGCCUGGGCUAGAUGGUAAACAAAGCAGGGUUUGAGGUGGGAAGUUGCUGGUAGUGAGACUAAGGGUCAUGUGACAAGAUUGCAGACAUUCAGAGGACAAAUCGCACAAAAGGAAAAGGUAGCGUAACAUAGCCUCAUAUGAAUAUCUGCUACUGCCUCUGACAUUCCAGACUCUGGCUACAUCACCAGCCAGUUUUUGAUUCCCACUUCAUAUACCAUCAAGCCCAAUGAAUAAUUAUAGAGAGCUUAAAAGUUGGCACACUAUUUUGUGACAUUUUGGUUGACCUAAUAAAGCUCUUGUCUUUUGGAGCUUUUAUGCUAUUGUCAUUCCAUCUCUCUAAUGUCUGUCUUAAAACCUCUCUCGCCAGUGGCACGGGUGUUCGCUGAUAUUUGGAGUUGUGGACCACCUGAAACAGCAUUUGUUAAAUGACCAUACAAAUCCAAAUUUUCAAACGCUGAAAUGUCGCUGGAAGAAUUGUGAUGCCUUCUUCACUUCUCGGAAAUGUUCCAAGCAGGUACGUAGCAGAAGAAGCUGGAUUAAACCAGUUUGAGAGGGAACAAUUGAGGUGCAAUGGAUACCUGCUGUUUUGUUAUGAUAGAGGAACAAAUAGCAUAUUAAUGUUUUAGCAAAAAUACUUUGGUUGUGCUGGUUGGGGCUGAUGGAAGUUGUAGGGACACCUUGUUGAUGGCUCCUGAUAUAUGGAGAAAGGACAGGGGCCUACACGAAAAGCAAGGUUGGGCCUGAUUUAAGUCUAGAUGCAAAUAGCACAGUUUUAAAUAUAGAUGGAAAAGGAAGAUGAGGUCCUGAUUUUACACUAAGGUCCCCCACUUCUACUGUGUAAUGCAACAUGUACAGUGCUGCCUUAAAACAAAAGUGAACAAAAAAAAGUGCUUAAAUCUUUACAUGGGUAUAGAAGUAUUGUUUGUACCGGUUGGUAGAAAUUUGGUGAAAUCUAUCUCUCUUUCUCUAGGAUGCUGUGGGACAUAUUGAAAAACAUGCAGAAGAAGAUAGCAAGGUUGACUCAUGAAGGUGUUUUGUUUUUUUUUUGCCUCCCACAUUGGGAAGUACCUUUUAUAUACUGGAAGUAUUCCAUGCCUUGUCCACCUCUUGCCCUCUCCUUUUUCCACCUUCAGUUUAUAUUUGGACUGCAAAAAGGACGUGGGCCGUUUUCUUUUCUUUCUUUCUGUGCUACAGAGACAGCAUUUUGCUUGCAACUCUGUAGAGAAGGGAUUGAUGAACAGACUCAGACCAAACAAAUUGUUUUAAUUUGUUAGCAGAAACAAAAAUAAAUAAAUCCUGUUAUCCUAUCAAAGAAGUACAUUGUGCACAUCUAAGCCUUUAUUAGUACUCACGUUGGUGCCUAAAAAACACUGUUGAGCCAUCUAUUUUUAUGUUGUACACAGGAUUGCCCAGGCAUUUUACACUUUUGGCUUUAAACAAUUUAAAUAAAGAAACAACAACUCAGACUAGAAAUACCAACAAAGCAUCCAGCUCUCUAUUUCCUUUCGUUAUAACAUCUUUUGAUGAAAGAUAUUAAUGGGUAAUAUUAGAAGAAAUGGAUUCCUUUUUUAUUUUUGGUUGAUCUUCAGUGGGUUAUCUUGAAUUCCAAAUGCCACAUCUGCGCAGUGAGUUGCCACAGUCUGUAUCUGUUACAAAGAGGUUUGUGAUGAGGUGCAACAUACUGCAUUGCUUAAACAGCAAAAUAGCUGUUUUCUAAACACAUCGGGUCAUAGUUAAUGUUACUCUUACUCUGAAUAGACCUGCUGAAAUCAAUUAAGUAACUUCAGUCCAUUGAUUUCAUUGGGUGUACUCUUAUAACUUAGGGGGUAUCACCGAUUUAAUGGAACUUUUUUGUUAUUUUUAUAUUGAUAAGCACGUUGAUGCAAAAAGACGACUGCAGAUAAUGAUUUCGGCUUUUAAACAUUCAUUAUCUGUAUGUUUACAUCCACUGCUUUCUUACCACAUUAAUGGGACUAUGCCCCUGAUUCUUAAGAGCUUGUUUUGUAAAUGGAUGACCUUGUGGUGUUUUUAAAUUGCUGAGUUUUUGGAGUGUCCACUUCUUUCUGUCCAGCAUCCUAUAUUUCUAAUGCAGCUUUGGGAUGGCCAUCUUCUCCUACUAUAAUCUGGUUUUGUUUCUGAUGACUACAUGAUUGAACGUUACCAUGCAACAGAAAAUGCUGUGGGGUGUAAAAUGCGAAAUUAUGAAGUCCAAGGAGCCCAAGCAGAAGCUGAGAGUAUUUUUUGUGUGUGUGUGUGUUUUGCCACCGUCUAGUGCAUAAUGACGGAAGUAGCAACCUGAGAAACUAAUUCAAUUUUAAAACAGUAGUCACAAUGCAAAGAAAUGAAAGGUGUGCAUGUGCGUUGGAAAGAAAUGUGCAUACGUGCAGUGGUGUUCGGGUUUUUUUGAGGCAGCAGUUCUUAGUUUGGCGCAUAAAGAGUUUCGUUCCUUAAGUCUCAGCCAGUGUUUUUGUUCUCAUCGGCUUCAGUCUUUUUCUGGAUCAUUUCAGAGGAAAACUGGAAUUCUCAAUAACAAUCUAGAGCUGUCUGGCUGUGUAGGUCUUGACUUGUUUCAGUUUUCUUACUUCAGAUUAUGCAUACAUAUUAAAAGAGCAAUGCGUGUUUGAAAUCAGCAUUUUAAAAGUGAAAGUUAAUGCUCCCAUGGGAAAGUGUUCUCAACAGCUUGGUGUAAGACAGGUAUCCCCAACCUUCAGCCCUCCAGAUGUCUUGGACUACAAUUCCCAUGAUCCCUGACCACUGGUCCUGUUAGCUAGGGAUCAUGGGAGUUGUAGGCCAAAACAUCUGGAGGGCCGCAGGUUGGGGGUGCCUGGUGUAAGAUAUAGAACAGGCCUACAGCUGGAGAUUGCAUUUCACCUCGCCAGCUUGCCAAAGGACUUGGAGCUAUUAAGGAGUUUUGGAACACUCUCCAGUAUUCCUACUGCAUUUUAAGCCUUAGCUUUUUGAUGAGUGAAACAGACCAUCAAAGGAAUAUCACCCCCACCCCACCCCAAUACCUACAAAUCUGGCUUCCAUGAUCUUAAGAAAUUGCACUAGCAGAGAAGUGAAACAAGUUCUCCCUUUGAAAUCACCAUGUCUGUCUCAAGAUACAGUGUUCUCCUUCUGCCUUUCGCACAUGUCCAAACUGUCUUCAAACCAGCUUGCUGCUAGGGUUCUGUUGUUGGAAAGGAGAAAACUUUCUAAUGAGUAGUGGUAACCACCUGCAAUCUGUUUGCGGGAGGUUUCUGAGGUUUGUGUGUUGUCUUCUCUUGCACAAUGAGACCAUCAGAACUAAAUAAUAAAGUGAGCAAAUUGUUAGCGCAUUCAGUCCAUAGAUGGGAGCACGUAAGUGUGUGUGUGUUCUAAAAAAGGAUUGUUUUUAUAUCUUCCUUAGUUGAAUGUGAUUGGAAUGAAAUUGCAGAGCCAGGGAGAGUGUAAGAAAAUGAUGUGGAGUGCAGUGUUUGUCUUGAGGAUUAGUCAGUGAAUGGAUUUUAAUUUUGCAUCCUCCUCAAAGGUUCUUCUCUUUACUGGAAGAGGAUGGUAACUUUUUUGGCAAAAACGUAUUCUUAAGUGUGGGUGUGUGUUUUACUAAAUUGUUGCAAGUGAUGCACAACUUGCACUAUUUACUUAUGUUCUUGGUUGUUUUAGUAAAUAAGAGGUAUGUGUGUGUUUUUAAGGUGAAUGUGAAGACAGAUUUUCCUUUAAUCCAUUUUGGGAUGCUUAGAUCAGCCUUCUCCAACAUGGUGCCCUCCAGAUGUGUUGAACUGCAACAUCAGCCCCCAGCCAGAUGGCCAAUGAUCAGGAAUGAUUGUAGUCUAGAACAAGUGGAAAGCACCAUGUUAGGGAAUACUGCCUUAGAUAAUUUUCAAAUUGGUUUAGCAAUAAGCUUGAGUCAUGUCUUAACAAAAGUUGGUUCCAUAUGUUUGUCUUUAUUUGAGAAGAACUGUUCUAAACCAUGUCACAUGUUCAUAAUUUAUUAUAAAAUGAUAGAAGGUCCCAUUGCUUCAGUUCACUGCAGUAAUUUCUCCCUAGAACUGCAGUGUUUCGUCCUUCAGAUUGUAUUUUUUUUCUUUUUAGUUCAGGAAUAUUUUUGGUUUGAGGUUCUGUUCUCUUGAGGUUCUUCCUCCAGAUUCUGCCAAAAGCAUGGAGAUAGAAAGGAUAGUAGUAAUUUGUUAACUGUAGGAAUUGUGAAAUGGGUACAUCAAGAUGAUGUAUUCCGUCAUGUUUUUGGUUCUGGGUUUCUGGCACCGUUCCACAUGUAAGUUGAAUUUAUCUUGAAAAUUUUGAAAGAGAAACAUUGUGCAUUUUUGGGGGGGGGGGGGCUAGCCUUGGAAAGGAAAUAGAUAGAAAUGAAGUGGCUAGAGGGGGAGUUGUGGAGUGUUCUUGAAUUGUGUGGAAAGUGUGCUAAUGUAUGUGUUACUGUUUGAGUAAGCUGUUGUGUUGCUGCAUCUGAAGUGAAUUUGGACUGCAUUGCCAGUGCCGUUUCCCAAUGCAGUAGAUUUUUUUUUAAUGCCAUUUAUCUUGUUGAUUGAAUGCAAGUGUGUGUUUGGUGUGUGCUGCAGCUAUGCUGCAGGGGAAUGGUUUGCAUAUCACCUUUCAGGGAAUUGGCUCAGCUAUUCAGCUGUUUGCAUCUUUUGUGCCGUUAAAUGCAACUGAAUGUCAUUGGCUACCCCAGCUUCUGUUUGCCCCUUGAGACAAAUACUUGGGCAUGAAGGAAUAGACCUCUGUAAUGUUAAAUCAAAACACAAAAGGGACAGUCCACAUCCCACCUGAAUUGAGUAGUUAAACUCCCAUCUUAAUGUCUCUGGAUUUUGUCCUAAAUGUCAAGUAGACUAUAAGCCUAUGUUCAAGCUUUAUGGUUGUCUUUAAAAAUGCAAGUUCUAGAUUCAUAUUUGUAGAGCUCUUACACCUUGAGUGGCAGUUAAUUAAAAACCAGUAUGAAAGCAAUGCAACCGCUAGCUAACUUGCCCUUCCUAGAUCUUUAGGGUCCUAGCAGGAUGGCUUUCACAUAGCAUUGUAUGACAAAAGUACAACUUCUCAUUUUCCUUCAUGUGCAGUGCUAUGAUCUUAACACAACUAGGAUGUCUCAAAUUACAUAAUAUACCUUGUGAAGCGAGAACAGAUUGGUGUGACCAUGAGUAAUACUAGUUGAGAAACUGCAUAGGUAAUACACACUAUAACAAAUGUAUUGGCAGCUUUCGCAACGCAUUUUGUUUCAGUUGGAUGACCUGUGUGGCUCAUAUGCACAAAGUGACUUGGUCUUUCCUUUCCUUUUUUUUUACUACAAAGCUGUGAAGUAAAAAACAAAACAGACAAUAAAAAUUACUUUGUACCAAGAGAAAUAUGGUGUGGCCUUUAUUCUUCUGAUACUUGUAAAAGUGUUUUAGCUGGCUUGCUGGUAUGAUUUGUGUGGGUAGAAAGAGCAGAAAAGUGGUUCUUUGACGUGGGAUUUGGCAAGAAGCCUUCGACAGAUAAAAGAAAGCACAUAGUUAAACUAUGGAACUCACUCCUUACAGGAGGCCGUGAUGGCCACCAACUUGGAUGGCAUUGGACAAGUUCAUGAAGGCUAAGACUAUCAAUAGGUAGUAGUCAGGAUGGCCCUACUGUUCUUCCAUGGUUGAAGGCAGCAUAUUUCUGAAUGCCAGCUGCUGGAAACUGUGGGAAGAGAGGACUAUUGUGUUCAAGUUCUAUUUCUUGGCUUCCCAUGAGCAUCUGGAUGGCUACUGGUCUGAUUUGGAUGCUGGACUAGAUCCAGCAGGGCUGUUCUUAUUCUCAAAAGCUGACAGCAACUCAGAACAUAAGCAGAAAUGUUUAUUGGAUGGCACUGUUAAAAUAUUUCCAGUUGUGUCUAUCUAGAUACCUUUGUAGCCUUAGUACGCUCUGUAGCUUUUGUCAAAUGUAUUACAUCAGGGGUCAGCAACCUUUUUCAGCCAUGGGCCAGUCCACCGUCCCUCAGACCAUGUGGUGGGCCAGACUAUAUUUUGGAGGGAAAAAAUGAACGAAUUCCUAUGCCCUACAAAUAACCCAGAGAUGCAUUUGAAAUAAAAGGACACAUUCUACUCAUGUAAAAACACGUGAUUUAGAAGGCGAUUGGGCCGCAUCUGGCCCCCGGGCCUUAGGUUGCCUACCCUUGUAUUACAUCAUCAUAAUUUCAACCCAGCACAUCUAGACAAGUUUUAAUUUAUGCAUUAAGAAGUUUCAUUCAGCAAUGAAACCACUCUACACAAGGUAUUUUUGUAAUAGGGAGACUGUGCCUGCCAAACACAUGCAGUACCAGACGCUUUAAACCAUUUCUCGCCACAUAAGCUGUUCCUGUGUAGGAAAAAGCUUUGUGUGAAGCAGCCUAAAAUUGCUUAUAUUGGAGAUGCAGCUGUCUGCGAUAGGUUUUACUUGCAAGAGAACCAGCAUCAAAUUAAGUCAGUCAAUUUCCCCAAGGUGUAAUAUUUAAGCCUGGAGCUGAAAAAAGCCAUAAUGUGGCUAGAGGAGCACAUUUUUCUGCAGCCUUAGAUGAUUUGCAAGACUACAGGCUCAGCCAGAAUCCCUGUAGGAGGGAUGGGGAAGCUUUUUCAGCCAGAGAGUCACAGGAUUGUGGUGGUUGGAGCCAGAGGCAAACAUGUGCAGUAAAGGUAAAGGGACCCCUGACCAUUAGGUCCAGUCGUGACCGACUCUGGGGUUGCGGCGCUCAUCUCGCUUUAUUGGCCGAGGGAGCUGGCGUACAGCUUCCGGGUCAUGUGGCCAGCAUGACUAAGCCGCUUCUGGCGAACCAGAGCAGCACACGGAAACGCUGUUUACCUUCCUGCCAGAGCGGUACCUAUUUAUCUACUUGCACUUUGAUGUGCUUUCGAACUGCUAGGUUGGCAGGAGCAGGGAGCGAGCAACGGGAGCUCACCCCGUCGCAGGGAAACUUUGGCCACAGGAAUAAUGUAGCUUAGAUAUGACUGCAGGAUGCAAAGAGAAGUACGCAAACAUUUAUCACACAGCUAAAUAUUAAGAGGCACGUUCUUUUCAAGUACAUUGGGUGGGAUUCAACUAAUGAGUCCUGUCACCAGAAGUCCUGCACAAGGACCUCUGCUUGCUCAACAGAGAUUUUCUCUCUACCUCUAAGAUUGGCUCGAGUGUGGGAAGGGAGAAAAGGAAAGAAUUGUCAUAGGUAGCAAGCCAAAAUGCUUCCCUGACGGAACAAUUGCCUUAGUGCAACAUUGAAUUCCAUUAAAAACUAGAUCCAUCACUUGUAGGUGACUUUAGAAAUAACUGUUUUAAUAAUGAUAACUUGUCCAAGAUUCCUGGCCCCUUAGGAUCUCUUACUGCAAAACAUUUCAAGCUUAAAACAAUAGUUGUUUGCAAUGCUGGGAGGGAGGACCAUCUUUUUAAAAAAUAAAAAAAACAAAACAAAAAACCUUAGGGGUCUACAUGUCAGUGGUGGGCAGAGUAACAGGGGCAGCUCUUACCUUUGUAUACAGCAUCUACAUUUUAAGAAUGUGAGCAGAGGUUUCAACGCACAUCCUCAAGACGCAUUUCUCCAUGCUUCAUCCGGGCAAGCAAGUGGCAUUAUCACAUUUCACAGGCAUAUUCCAGCCAGGCAAAAGCACUUGAGCACAGAGCAUGGAGCAGGGCUGCUGAGGCAUGUUGUGGAGGCAAGGAGCCCCAAGGGUUGGAUAAAGAGGCCCAGAGGCCCAGAUUCAGGCCUGAGGUUCACCACCCCUGUUGUAAAUGAUUGCCGGCGUGCCCUAGAACAAUGCAUUUCCCACCACAGUGAGGGCUGCAACUUUCUCAUGCAAAAUAUGCCUUCGUCCUGGUGUCAGUUAUCAAUAACUGGAAAAGUACAUUUUCAAUUUACUGUCACUUGGUAAAGGGAGAUAGAUGCUGCUUCCUUAUGUUCCUCUCGAGUUGUGCUGCCCUCGCCAUCUAAGCUGUUAAAAGAUGGAGAUUCGCAGAAGUCCCUGUCUUGCAAGUGAAUAUCGACCGGCUGCUUUCAGUUCAAAAGACAAGGUGUGAUUUUGAGACGGAAGACAGAAACAGAAGUGAUGUUUUUCAGGCAUACAUGGUUAGCUGCAGCCACUGGAAGGAAGGGAGAAAUGUUAAGUGACA
This is a messenger RNA of Podarcis lilfordi (Lilford's wall lizard), 47822 nucleotides long. The record is from the annotation of a GenBank genome assembly. Lineage: Eukaryota; Metazoa; Chordata; Lepidosauria; Squamata; Lacertidae.